UGUUGAGCCCUCCUCCCAGCACACAUUACACCUCUCGCCCGGUGACGUCACGCAGAGUGUUUCCCUGGAACGUUAGCAGACUGCGCGUUCCAUUUCGAGUGUGCGAGCGUUCUAAAGAGUCUGGAUGCUGCAACAACGACUUCCCAGCAGCCUCCCCUGCACACUGAGCCCAACUCACAGGCAACAAAUGUCUGUGACUGCUUGAAUUUCCUCCUGGCGGCUGUAUGAUCCUCCAGUAUUCGUGUAAGUUAACUUUUAACUCUCACAGUUAUUUUCCUUAUAUUUUAUCACUAUUUCCCCCUAAGGUGACCUUCCUGCCCUCCUCAUAAGAAACCCUACUAAUGCAUGGGGCAGGGCUGCCCUGAUCUUAGUUUAACCCUUCACUAUGUUUUUUAUUUUUAAUAAGUGCCCAGUUUUUUUUGUUUUUUUUUUAAGUGAGAACUGGUCUUUUCAGCACUUUAACAUCCAGUUUUGACUUGUUUAAUUUGCCCUGCUUGUGACAGGAAGGGGUGUUUGCUGCGCACUCCCCCGCCCCCCUCACCCAUGAUCUAAUCAUUUAUACAUGUUUUAUUUAAUCGUUGACUUUAUUAUAAUGCUUUAAAGCGCCAACUCAUUCCGUGGCGCAGUACAAUGGCCAUUUUUAUUCACGCUGAGUGCUUUGUCCCCUCUCUCUGUUUUUAUACAGCAUGCACAAGGAUCCGCUAUUACCAAUUACUACAGUAGCUCUGCCCGGGACCUCCCUACAGAGAGCCUGCAGGCUUCUGGUACUGAUCUGUGCUCUCCAUCUCAGCGUUACCCUGGUUUAUUAUGUGUCUGGGGGAGAACUGAACAUCUUCCAGUACUUUGUACAGAACCAGCAAGCCCAGUAUCGCGGGAUUGCCAAUGCUACCCCCAGCAGCGUCCAGAAUUUACUAAAACCUGAAUAUAAUGCAAAAGAUCAGGAGGAGAGCAGGGAUACCUCAAACAUGGUGGACCUGCCCAACUGCCCUGAGACAUCCCCUCUAUUGGGUAAGAAUUGAUCAAUGUGCUAUUUUAGAAAGCUUGUGUCUUUUUAUAUAGCUUUUUUCAUUUUUAUGUUUGUUUUUUUUUAUUGUUAAGUAGUGUUGGUCAUACCUGUGCUGUUAUAUAUUAAUCACUGUGUACACGUUGGAGGUUCUGGGUCCUUGGGGUCUGGGAGUGGGUGGGAUGAGGUCAAUGACACUUUAGCACUUUAUUCUGCUGAGCGCCGCCUCCUGUCUGAGGAGCUGUGCUUCCUCUUUGCAGCCAGAUGUUUUAUGUCUAAAUAACACAAUGGCAGCUUCAAGUACUCCACUUUUUAUUAUUUAUUUUUAAAACGCCAACAAAUUCCGCAGAGCUGUACAAUAGGUGGAAUACCAAACAAGUGCUUGCAAAAAGAUGAGUUGGACGCACAGGAACAGAAGGUGUUGAGGGCUCUGCUCAAACUAGCUUACAUUCAUUAUUUAUUUAACUUCUUUGUUUAUGAAACCUGUUUUAUUUUUUUUUAAUUUUAUUUUUUAAUUGUUUGGGGGCUAUGUCAGGCACCAUAACAACUUGUGAUGGCGCAAAGAGAUCCCCUGUACUUAGUGUGCAUUCACACAGUCUAAUUGCAGCUAUUAGUAAAGCUGGCUGAACUGUACUUUCUCUGUUGGCAUGUCCUACAACAACUGGAGGCUGUGCAAAUGCACACUGAUGGUGAAUAACGCUGUACAUGCCAUCUGUAAACCUGCUUCUAUCCGUCUGUUCAGCUUUUCCACUUAUUGGCUGUAAAUGGAACUGCUGAACCACAUAUCCACAAAACCUCUUCUGAGACCUCAUAGACCUGAAUGAGAGGCCCCUUAUUGAUGCAGGCUCUCCCUAGCCUGGACAUUGCUCGCCUGUAGGUUAGUCCCAGGAAUUUCAAAACUGAAUUUUUUUUUUUUUUUAACUGUAACCCCUUCAUGGCUAAAUAUUCCAAUAUACUAACAUUGGGAUCCGUUCUGUAAAGUCUUUUAAAACCAUAAGUUGUCUUGCUUAUUUAAUUCUGGCAGCUCCACACAAACUUGCAUGUGUUAAUCCAAUUGGUCAUUGACUUAUAUAUGUGCAUAGAUUGUUAUUGGAGUUAUUUUCCUUUUUUAUGUAUUUUUUUUUUUUUUUUCUCUCCAGUUUUUUUUUUUUUAAAAUUGAUUUGUGUAUUGAAUCUACAAACUUUAAAUAGAUAAAAUGAAAUUGUACUUAUUUUAUUUUCACAAGUAAUUUUAAAAAUACAAUUUUUUUAAGUGUGUGUGUGUGUAUUUUUUAUUUUAUUUUAAAUAACGCAACAAAAUAUUAAAUCAAUAUUUUCAGGGUUUAUUGUAUGUGAUGCACCCUGCUGCACAUUGUGUUGUCGUGUAAUAUAGGUUUCAAAAAUGUAAAUCCAGUGCAGCAAAUUGCUAUUAGUUAACACUGCUUGGUUAUGUAGCCUAGAUUUUGCAAUUGGCCUUUUACUUCGCUGUAUUUAGAAAUUUAGUAAAUAACUCUGCAAAGAUUAAGAAACAGAGUCCAUUACCACCAUUAAUUAUUUUUUUGAAGUGUGAAUUAUUAUGAGUCGUGCCUCUUAGGCUAAACCAAUACAUUGGAAUAAUUACAUUUUUGUUUUAAAGUGAUACUCUAGUGCGAAGAAUACAAAGCUGUAUUCCUGGAACUAUCGCACCCCCCCGGGUAAAUAAAGGGUAAAAAACACCUUAUUUACUUACCAGAUCCCAGCGCCAGUGUCCCUUGGCAUUGGGUCAAAGCUCCUCCUCCUCCACCAUCCUGCGACGAUCUUGCUAUAGACUUUGUGACUUCUGCAGAUAAAUAAUUUGCAAAGUUUUUUAAACUGAUGCAUAAUUAGAAUUUUGAUUUUCGGAUUACUUUUCGCGACAAUUUAGAAUUUAGUGAAAAACACUCUGGGGUUUAGUCAUUAAAUAAUACAAUUUAAAAAAAAAAUGUAGAUAAGCAAAUAUAAAAAUAUGUUGAGAUUCUUAAACUGGAAUUGUAAAGUAUUCUAGACAUUUAAGGUUACUAUGAUAUACUUCCCACAAAUUUCUAUAAAAAUAUAUUUAAAAAAAAAAAAAAAUACAUUUUAUUGAAUUUAAAACCAAAUUACAAGAUCUAGACAAAAAAAGCCACUAAACUGAGGAUUUAGUAUUUCUAAUGCAGCUAUUUUUGCUCAACAUAUUAUAUUUUUUUUUGGUUUUGUCUUUUUUCUUUAACUGAUCCGUCAUCCAAAUUUUAUUUUUUUUCCCUAUGUAAGAGUUACUUUAAAAAUGGAUGACCUUGGGCGAUCAUAGUUUUCGAAGAAACUUUGUGUUUGUACUACAUUGCCUAGGGAUAUAUGUCUUGACUGCCAAACUUGAUUCACUGCACUUCAAUUUGUCAGUUUUAUCCCUUUUUUCCUUCCUCUUACAAGAUUUAUAAAAAAAACAAACAAAAAAAAAAAACCUUGUUACACUUGAUGUUUUGGUGUCGACUUUGAAAUGUACCUUAAAUGUACAAGAGCAGGUGCUGAACGUUGGCUAUAAGCCUCAGUAAUAUUAUCUGAUUACCUAUGUGCAGAUAAAAUAUAUGUUCUGACAAUACUUGUUUUAAUAAAAAAGAAUCAAGCGGACAACCAAUAAAAUCUAAACCAACAUUAUAAAAUCCAACAUUAAAUGGUCAAAUGUAGAUAAAUGUCAGCGCUGUGCAGUAGUCCCCAAAAGAUUGUUCAAAGGGGAAGCUAGAUAACAUAGUUGUGUCCGAAUUCCACCUCCACAGCGAUGGAUAAGGGAAAAAUUAGGGGUAUACUUCUGUGUUAGAUAGGAAUUGAAACUUUGUAUCCAGUACCCAUGGUAAGUCACGUAAAAUAUACAAAAAAACAGGAAUGGUGUAACCGUUUUAUUAUAAUUUAAGUUAAAAAAAAAAAACACCCGAACGGAGGGAUGUUGGAGCACAAUAUCGCCGAAGUAGUAGAAAGGCUUCUGGCUCGUCCACGUGUUCCGCCCAUACGCAGCGGGCGUUAUACAGGUUUAAGGAAUAACUUUUUACGUCUGGCAGCUUUGAAUUUUAUUUUUUGAACUACAUAUAAUUGUGUCACACAGACUAUUAUAGAUUUUUAUAUUGUGCUUUAUUUUAUUCUUUCUCAAAACUAAAUGGUAUCCAUGAAAACAAAGAAAAAUACAGAGUAAGGCUGUUGUGCAAUCAACAGUAACAUGUACAUAAGUAGUUAAUGUGUAUUUUUUUGUAUUGACAGAUAUUAUUUAUGUGUGUGUCACUGUUGAUCUCUUAUAAUCAGCACAACCGUAUCUUUUUUUUAAAGGAAGACUAUAGGGUAAAGAACAAAAACGUAUAUUCCUGACCCUAUAGUGUUAAAAACACAAUAUAUAGUCCCUUUGCCCCGCCCAUGAUCUUCCUGCUUGGCUGACAUCAUCAGAUGUUUUAUUUACAGCAAACCACAAUGCUUACCCAUAGGAAAGCAUCGGACUGGCUAAGAUUGCCAAAGAGGCAGAUCAGGGGCAGAGCCAGCAUGAUACAAACACAGCCCUGGCCAAUCAGCAUCUCCUCAUAGAGAUGAAUUGAAUCAAUGCAGCUCUAUGAGGAAAGUUCAGUGUCUGCAUGCAGAGGGUGGAGACACUGAAUGUCACUCACACUGUGCAGCACUGCCCCAGGAAGUAUGUCCAGUAGCCAUCUGAGGAGUGGCAAGUGGAGGGGGUCCUAAGCUGUAAUGCAAACACUGCAUUUUCUCUGAAAAGUCAGUGUUUACUGCAAAAAGCCUGAAGGGAAUGAUUAUACUCACCAAAACAAAUACAAUAAGCUAUAGUUGUUCUGAUGACUAUAGUGUCCCUUUAAGUGUUUUCAUGUAUUCCAUUUAAUAUUGGAUUGUAUAAUAAAGCUGGCUCAUGUCUUAUUGGUCGUUUUUUUUUUUUUUUUUUUUUUUUUUUUUUUUUUGAUGGCUUAUACUUUUGGGUCCAAUUGGGAAUAGGGCCCUUGAGUGAGCUUUAUUUUGAUUUAUUUUGUGAUUUUAGAAGUGUGCCUUCCUUUGUAACAGGUUUGAAUAUCUGUUUUAUUCACGGUGAAUUCCCAAACAUUUCCCAAUUAUCUUGUUAAAGGGACACUGUAGACACCAACACCACUUUAGCUCAUUGAAGUGGUCUGGGUGCAAAGUCCCAUAUCCCUUAAAAUACAAAAAAAGUGGGAAAACAACAAUACGUAUAAAAAUAAAUCUAACCACCUGGAAAAGGUAGGAUAUUGAAAGAUCCUAGAAGUCACUGGGAUGUAUAAAAAUCGAUAAUACAACAUAGCGUAAUACUAUAUAGAAUGUGAAUUAUACAAAAAAAACUCAAACAUAUGGUUUGUCACCCUCCCUGGGGUACACGCAGAUGUAGUUGCAAAAUGUUGCUCAUAUAUGGAUAGUCUUCCAAUAAUGCAUAGAGAGAAAAGAGGCCGCAAUGGUGAAGUACAGUAAAAUCACAAAAGGAAUUUAUUAGAAUGCACUUACAGACCAACAUGGACAAUGGGCAUAUCUCCACAUGGAAUGGAACUUAGAUGGAAGCGUGGAAAUAAACCAAAUUUGGAAAAAACUAAAACAUGUAAAAACAAAAUAAGAGUACAUAAGUCCUCAAUAUAUCCAACGCGUCUCAUUUUACAGUUUGGACUUCCUCAGAGAUAGAAGUUCUUCUCACCAGGAAGGCUUCUUAAAUAUGCUGGGAUUGAUAGGUGGUGGAAUUCACCUAAAUUCGGCGUGCGUUCCACCCUGGAGCGCGUUGACGCAUAUCCUGUGCGUCUCCCAGUGGCGUGAGCCGAUGUAUAUUUAAGAAGCAUUCCUGGUGAGAAGAACUUGUAUCCCUGAGGAAGUCCAAGCUGUAGGACGAACCGCGUUGGAUAUAUUGAGGACUUGUGUACUCUUCUUUUCAUCCUGAAGAAAGUCCCAAACGAGGACUGAAACGUCGAUGCUUUUAAUGGAUCUUCAAUAAAACUUUACCUUUUUAACUACAAAGGACCGUGAGUGCAAGCCUCUCCAUCGCUUUAAAUUAUAUAUACACAUAUAUAUAUAUAUAUAUAUAUAUAUAUAUAUUCUACACACCAGUCAAAGACUUGCUUUUCCCACAGAAAAUAAGGCAAAAAUUUGAUUCUUAAACUAAUUUGCAUAUGCCCACCCAGAAUCCUUUGCGGUAGUAACAUCACUGCAAAUGUGUGAUUUCUGUGGGGAAAAGCACGUUUUUUUAUUUUUUGUUUUUUUUAUUUUUUUAUAAUCUUUAUUUUAUUGCACAAAGAAAAAAGUGUUACAAGACAUAUAAAACAGUAGCCACGUCAGCUUAUCAAAUAUCGUUGCCAAAUUUUACAGGCUUUGGUAUUUGCGCAUUUUUUCCCAUUUGUAACAUCGUGUAACUUAACAGGAUAGUAUUCUAGUGAAUCCAGGUAAUGAACAUAUUACCGAUUUUGGUCGGGGGGUAUGGGUUCGGCUCGUAGGGUUGUACCUUUGGUGUUGAAGAGCCAGGAGGGGGGGGGUGGAUAGAGGUCAUGCAGGUAGUGGAUGGGUCGGGUGGGGGUAGCAUUUAGGUAUCUCUAACGCUCUAGGUAGGUCAACCAUGGCUACCAGGUUGGAGUGUAUGUGGUGUAGUUAUUCGAGUAUGAGGCGUCUAAUUCUUCCAUGAUCCGUAUGAAUUCCACCUUCUGUAUCCACUCACGUACUGAUGGGACCCCAGUACUUUUCCACUUAAGUGGUAUUAGCAUGUUUGCUGCUGUCAGCAUAUAGUUUAUGAGUUUGCGUAGGUGGCUUGGCAUGUGGGUGGUGUGCAUGAGGAAUAAAAAGGUUUUGGGGGAGUGUGAUACCUGGUGGCCCGUGAUAGAUGUUAUUAGGCUUCUUAGUCUCUGCCAAUAGGUUUGGGAAAAGCACGUCUUAUGGCUUGACUGGUGUGCAGAUUUCAGGUGGAAGGGUUUUUCAAUCACAAUUUUAAAAAAAUUUUUUUUUUUUUUUUUUGUCCACCAUGACCUUUUCGGUUUUUGAUAUCUAUCUCUAUAGUUGGUGAAACAGGUAAGAUAAGGAAAAAGGGAUGAAAAGUAUUGUCCUUCUAAGGGCACCCCACACAAAUCUUAAGGCUAAAUAGAAUGAAAGCGUGAAGAAUACAUUGUGUGUAAGUCAGAAGUCCUUUUUGAAGCGCUCAUGUCGGGACGUCAGCUGAUUAUGUGUGUGUGUGUGUGUUUUAUCAGAUAUUAGGGAUGAUUUGGUGAGACCUAUUUUUUUUAAUUUAUUUUUUUCAUGGGGGAAAGGGGGGGAGUGUGUGUGUGUCAUUUCAGCUUGAAAUGUUGCACUAGGGGGGCACCUAAAGAAUAAUACCCAACAGGGCAUUACUUGUUACAAAUCAAUAAGUAUAAACCAGGGCUGGAGAAACACUUUAAAUGCAAGAUUUCAUCUAGAUUGUCAGUUACAAUGAACCCGUAGAUGUUUCUGAGGAGCCUACAGACUUCCUGUGUGCCUGGGUUUGUUGUCACCCAUCUCUUAUCCAGCACCCAGUAACUGAUCGAAACCUGAUCCUUUCUUGUUCUGCAGCGAUAAUGUGAGAAUUGCUUAACGUCCUUGGGUAUUUCUGUUCUGUAGGGUAGCUAUGUUUUUGAGAUGAUGUGUGCAUGACUCAGUGUUUUAAAACUAGAAGUGUUGCAAUACUGUAAGUUAGAAAGGAAAAUUGUAAUAUGUGUAACAAUAACGACACACAUACACACACAACAAAAAGGCAGCACUAACAAGUCUCUUAUAACGUGGAUUUAUUUUGUCUGGUUUGUUUUGGCAAUUUCAGGCCUUUAUCAAGAGCUAAUAAACAAUGAAAAUGGAGUAAUAUAUACGUAAAAAUAAAUUAUAAAUCCAUUUACCAGUGAUGUAAGUGUGUGUGUGUUUUGGCUAGACAGAGUGCAAUCUCAGGAGUUUCUACAGAAUACCGUGAUGACAAGCAAGCGUCAAACAUAGUUGUUAAGAGAUAUAAGUCAACUGGUUGUGCAAUGAGUCUGCGGUGGAAAAAAUAAAUUUUAAAAAUGUAAUGAGAUUGAAGUAAAUUAAUAUACAAAGGGAGGAUCUUUACACAGAAUUCAGCCAUAGAGCACUGGAGUAAAGGUAAUGUGUACUCUUAAAUGAAAAUUUGUAUCGUGAAUCAACAAAUAAGGAAGUGAACCUUUUUCCAAAAUGCACUAUAGGGUUUAAAAUUAGGAGGAAAAAAAACAUAUAUAGGUAGAUAUCCAUAUAAGAAGGUAGCUUUAUAAGACGAAAUUAAAUUAUGCAUACUGACAAGCCACAAAAAAAAUCAAAUAAACAGUGUUUCUAAGACACUAAAUGCCAAAAAAGUUUAUAUAUAUAUAUAUAUAUAUAUAUAUAUAUAUAUAUAUAUAUAUAUAUAUAUAUAUAUAUAUAUAUAUAUAUAUAUAUAUAUAUAUAUAUUUUAUAUCAAUGUUUAAUUUGGCAUUAUAUUGAUGUGUAAUGUGAAAUUAAACUUAUUGUAACUAGGACAUUAAAUAUGAGGUAUGUUAAUGUUAUCUUAAUAUGUAAUACACCCAUAUAUCUUAUUCUUUCAUAAGAAAGGCAGUAUAUACGUGAUAACAAACAAUAGUUUUAUGGUGCUAAUCCUCACACUUUGAUAAAGUAUAUGGCUCUUGUGUUAUAAACUACACUUAUAAGUGUAGUAGUUUAAAAUAUAUACUAAAUCGGAGAGUCACAGAGAAAGCAAUGUAUUCGUAUUGAGACGGUGUAUCCAAUAGGUUUUCUUUUGAAGUAGUAGCUUGGAUCAAUCUUCCUCUCGGAGGAGGUGGUACGUGAUCUAUUGUGAUGAAUCGUAAUAUAGGAAGCCGAUGUCUUACCUGGAGGAAAUGUUUUGCUACUGGCUUAUCAGUUUAAAAAGUAUAACAAAAGGGAGAAACCUUAAAUGGGUAUAAUCAUGUGAAAAGAGGUAUAAAUGGCCUCUGUAAUUGUUAAUCUAACCUGAUCAUAUUUAUAAUAAACCUAUUAUUUUUUUUAUAUUCUAUUUUUAGGGUGUUGGUCGGACACUUUUUAGGCGAUUCUUUUUCACGUAAUUAUAUCCAGUGGUAUAUUAUUUGUGUACUCCCAUCCCUAAAAGCACUGAAGAUGGCUGAGCGAUCGCCUCGGACGCGAUUUCCCCGAUAGUGAGAUCAGUAUUUGUGUAAAUAGCAUGAUCUGUGAUAUGGUGUUUAAUGUAGAUAUGAUUCGAAUUGUGCGGGAGUGCAAUUAUAUCACGGUACAUCAUGUGGCUACAGGUUAUGCAGCCAGAACCCUUGUACAACCUGGUUUUGCAACCUGGUUUUGCAGCUUUUCCAUUAAGUAUUGUAACAGUGUGAUGGAUCAGUCCAUACUUUUAUAUCGAAUUUUUGUUGCUCUUGUUGCGAAUAGCUGGUCUCUGCCGGAAUGUUGAUGGUAAACUCAAAUCAUUGUAUUUCCACAUGCAAGAAAUCUGUUUUAUCUUUUUUUUUUGUUUUUUUUUUUUAUAUCAUCACUUUUAUUUCGAAGUACUCUGAGAUACUGUGAAAUUAACAAAGAAUUCUUUACAUAAUGUGGAUGAAAACUGCUAGCAAGCAGUAUGGUAUUGUGGUCCAUAUCUUUUCUGUUUAGAGCAUAUUAAAGGGACACUAUAGUCACCAAAACAAGUUUAGCUUAAUUAAGCAGUUUUUGUGUAUAGAUCAUACUUCUGAUGUUUCACUGCUCAAUUCUCUUUUUUAUUAGGAAUUAAAUCCUUUUUGUUGAUGCAGCCUUGGCCACACCUCCCCUGGCUGUGAAGGACAUAGGCUCCAUGAAAAAAAUGGUUUUGGUUUCAAUCAGACUUUAAAACUUUUAAUCUCCUACUCUGUAAAUUGAGCUCUAAUUACAUACAGGAGGCUCCUGUAAGGUCCAGCAUGCUAUUAACAGAGGAGGAGAUAAGAAAUCUAAAUUAAACAAUUUUCAGUAAAGGAAGUGUAAAUAUUAGAUGACUCUUUGCAGAAAGUGUUUAGGAAGGCUGUGUAAGUCACACUCGCAGAGGGCUGUAUAAACAAAAUGAUUUAACUCCUAAAUGGCAGAUAAAUUGAGCAGCGAGACUGCAGGGGCAUUAUCUAUACACCAAAACUGCUUCUUAAACUAAAGUUGUUUCGGUGACCUAUAGUGUCUCUUUAAAUUUUAUGUUGAUUUCUGUAUUCCUAAACAUCAAAGUAUGUGAGAUACUUUCUUAAAGGAAUACUAUAGUGCCAGUAAUACAAAGCUGUUUCCUGGCACUGUAGCUCUCUGUCUCCCCUUUUUCUUUUUUUCUUUUUUUUUUUAAACUUGCCUUUUCCCAGCGCUGGGUCCUGCCUCUGCCCCUUCUGACAGGCUGCAAUGGGCAGGCGUUAAUGUGCGUGUGCGGAAAAUGCUGCGCACAUUAGCCCUCCCCGUAGGCAAGCAUUGAAUCAGUUAAAGGACCACUAUAGUGCCAGGAAAACAUACUAGUUUUCCUGGCACUAUAGUGCCCUGAGGGUGCCCCCACCCUCAGGGUCCCCCUCCCGCCCGGCUCUGGAAGGGGGAAAGGGGGAAAAAAACUUACCUUUUACCUUUUUGUCGGCUGAAUGCGCACGCGUGGCAAGAGCUGCGCGCGCAUUCAGCCUGUCUCAUAGGAAAGCAUUUACAAUGCUUUCCUAUGGACGCUGGCGUGCUCUCACUGUGAAAAUCAGUGAGAGGCACGCAAGCGCCUCUAGCGGCUGUCAAUGAGACAGCCGCUAGAGGAAAUAGGGGAAGGCUUAACCCAUUCAUAAACAUAGUUUCUCCGAAACUGCUAUGUUUAUGAAGAAAUGGGUUAACCCUAGCUGGACCUGGCACCCAGACCACUUCAUUAAGCUCAAGUGGUCUGGGUGCCUAGAGUGGUCCUUUAAAAUACUGGACCAAAGUUUUGAUAUCUGUUUUGAUACAAGCAGCCCUUUAGUGGCUGUCUGUUAGACAGCCCCUGGAUGUAUACUUGGUGCUGCAGUGUAAACAUUGCAGUUUCUCAUUGCAGCACUAGGUGCAAAGGGGACAGUGGACCCAGACCACUUCAAUUAGCUGAACUUGUCAGGGUGCCUACAGUGUCCCUCCAAGUAGGUUGACUUACAUAUCAUUCCAAAUGAAUUUUAUUCAUUUAUUUAUUUAUUUAUUUUUAACACAAGUUUUGUACAUGUAGUGUUAGAAAUUAAAUUUUGUUAAUUUUGAAGAUCUAUCAUGUUCAGUCUUCAUUUUAAAAAAUAAAUAUUGUUUUUUUUUUCGGUGUUUGUAUGUAUUGGAAUAUUUGUUUUAAGGAACACUUUAUAGUGUCGAGAAUACAAACCUGUAUUGCUGACGUGACUGUGACUUUCUCUGAAACUGCUAUGUUUAACCCCUUAAGGACCAAACUUCUGGAAUAAAAGGGAAUCAUGACAUGUCACACAUGUCAUGUGUCCUUAAGGGGUUUUAAGGAAAAAAAAAAAAAAGAGGGGUUAACCCUAGCUGGACCAGGCACCCAGACCACUUCAUUAAGCUGAAGUGGUCUGGGUGCCUAUAGUGGUCCUUUAUUUUACAAUGAUGGUACGAUAUCCUUAUGCUGCAAUGCAUUCUUAUUACGGCUACUGAGGUUUGCGAUAUACCAAUGUGGAAGCAAAAUAUAGAAAAUUACAUGUUGUGGGUUUUUUUUUUUUGUUGUUUUUUUUAACUUCAUUCCUUCCAAAAUGCUAUGUUGUUGCUUCUCAAGAGACAGUUGAGAAAGCAGGUGCUCAGUGGAUGAAACUAAGAGGAGUAAGAGAAAGCAAAGGAAUGUUUGUUGCUCCGCUCUAUAAACUUCAGACCUCAAAAACCACUUUACAACUAAAAUAUCUUUCUACAAUUACUUUUGUGCUGUGUGCGCUGAAAAUAGUCUUCCACUAUUAAAUGUAUCUUGCUUAUAACAGGUUGUGUGUGACACAACUUACCUGGGUCUUUUGCAGAAUAAUCUGAUACAGCUCCUCACUCAUUGGUUUAGAGAGCGCUCAGCGGCGUGCUCUCAGCCAGUGAGCGUGGCACUGUUGAACACAGUACAGGGCGGCUGGUAAGCAGUCAGACUUAUCUAAAGUGAUUUUUGACAAAUUUCAUUGGUAGGGCACCAGGGUGGUCCUGCCACCAUAACUACUGCACAAGGUUGUGCUUGGUAUGUUCCUUUAAGAAAGUGUGGAUUUGGUGUUUGCUUAGAAUGGCUAUUAACCAUUUAUGCAUGUGUUUUUGUUCCUUUACACAGUAACGGGCCAAAUGGCUGCGAUUUUACUGGAGAAAAGGUUAAUGAAAUUUAAAAAUACUUCAAGCAUUAUAUUUGCCAUUGUGGAAAAUCCCCUAAAUACCGGGAUUUGGACUGUUUCCUGUUUUUAUAUAAUUCCAGUAGCUUUAAGAUAAUGUUCAUUAAAAUGGAACCCAACGCUAUGUUAAUCUGACGUGUGCGUGUAAGGGAUGGGCGCCGUCCCUGCCGCCGUGAUGUUAAGCCUCCCAGCUAUUUCCUACACACAACCUGUGCAGCUACAAUCCCAUACCAUGAAACUAGGCACACCCAAUUGGCUCCAUUGCUUGUGCCCAUUCAUCUUUAGGAGUGAAAUAAUUGGGUGAGUCUCCAAAAUGCUUAAUCUCUCUAGUUAUCUCCUGUAGCCCUUUGUUCUUUCAGGAGGAAAUCCAUUUACCAGUCUUGGCUAUCAAACAUAGAAACAUAGAAUGUGACGGCAGAUAAGAACCAUUCGGCCCAUCUAGUCUGCCCAAUAUAGCCAUUAACAAGUUGUUGAUACCAAGUAUCAGAGAAGGGCGCCUUAGAUGUAAAAAUACCAUUUAGCACACCAGCCCCCAUUACCUCUUUAAAUAUAGUAAAAUCUUACCUUUAUUUGAGUCUGCUGGCUCUGCCCUUGAUCUGCCUUAUUGGCUGACAUCAUCCGAAGUGGUGAUCUCUGCCAAUUAAUACUUUCCCAUAGCAAAUCAUUGGAUUGGCUGAGACGGUCAAGGAGGCAGGGUAAGAGCCAGCCCCCUCCAAACACCACCCUGGCCAGUCAGUAUCUCCUCAUAGAUAUGAAUUUAAUCAAUGCAUCUCUGAGGAAAGGUCACUGUAUUCAUGCAGAGGGUGGAGACACUGAAUGGCAGCGCUGCUCAAUGUGCAGCACCUCUAGCAGCCAUCUGAGGAGUGGCUAGUGGAGGUAUCCCUAGGCUGUAAUGCAAACACUGCAUUUUUUUUUUCUGAUAAGACAGUGUUUACUGCAAAAAAACUGAAUGGAAUAAUUACUCACCAGAAAAACUACAAUAAGCUAUAUGUUCUGGUGACUAUAGUGUCCCUUUAACAACGGAAGUACCCCGUUUUAAUUUUUAAACAAAAUAAUUUUUUUUUAAUAGCGAGCUACUGAUUCAUUUAGAGCAUAAGCUGACCUGGCAUCACCCAGCGCUUCCUGUAACUCCGUUUCAGGAGCCAGAUGCCGUCAGGGGGACCUUGGGAUUGGCACUGGAGGCAACCUUUGUGGAUUAAACUGUUAGAGAACGAUUUAAACCUUUUGAAGGUAAAAGCGCGUAGGGGCCUCCUGUCACCAUAACAACUUAAUUUAGAUGAACCAGAGUGUUCCUUUAAAGGACCACUAUAGUGCUAGGAAAACAUUAGUUUUCGUGGCACUAUAGUGCCCUGAGUGUACCCCCACCCUCGGAGUCCCACUCCCGUGGUGCUAAAGGGGGUGGAAGGGGUUAAUCCCUUACCUUUUUUUCAGCGCCGGGCUCCCUCUGCGCUGGGACUCUCCUUCCUCUUCUGAUGUCAUCGGCUGAAUGCGCAUGUGUGGCAAGAGCCACGCGUGCGUUCAGCCAGUCCAUAGGAAAGCAUUCUCAAUGCUUUCCUAUGGACGCUGGCGUCUUCUCACUGUGAAAAUCACAGAGAGAAGCGCGGAAGUGCCUCUUGCGGCUGUCAAUGAGACGGCCACUAGAGGCUGGAUUAACCCAUAGGUAAACAUAGCAGUUUCUCUGAAACUGCUAUGUUUACAGCAGAAAGGGUUAAUCCUAUAUGGACCUGGCACCCAGACCACUUCAUUAAGCUGAAGUGGUCUAGGUGCCUAUAGUGGUCCUUGAAGUGUAAAUAACAUGUGAAAAAUGGGGGGGCGGUUGAAUUUUUCCACACUUCUUCUUACAUUUAUUUUUUUUUUUCUCCCCAGAAAAAAUCACAAUGGAUUCAUGCAUUGGUCCAGAUGUGUGGGUUUUUUUUGGGGGGGGUUGACACCUAAAAAGUGGAGAAAAUACAUUUUUAUAUAUACCGUAUAUACUCGAGUAUAAGUCGGGACCCCUAAUUUUACCCCAUAAAACUGGGAAAACGUAUUGACUCGAGUAUAAGACUAGGGUGGGAAAUGCAGCAACUACUGGUUAAAUUUCUAAAUAAAAUUAGAUCCCCCAAAAAUUAUAUUCAUUGAAUAUUUUAGUGUAUUAGUGCAGUGUGUGUGUGUGAUGCAGAGCCUUGGUGGGGGGUGGGCAUUUAUAUAUAUAUAUAUAUAUAUAUAUAUAUAUAAUAUAAUAUUUUUUUAAAUUUAUUUUAUAUUGUUAUCUUAUUUAAAUUUUUAUUUUUCUUCGUCCCCCUUCCCUGCUUGUUAGUUGGCCAGGGAGGGGGGCUCUCAUUCCAUGGUGGUCCAGUGGUGUGUACUGUGUAGGAGGGGGCUGGCAGGAAGCGUUUACUUACCUUUCCUGCAGCUCCCUUAUCUCUCCUCCGAUCAGCUCCCCUGUAAGUCUCGCGGUCUGAGUGCCGCGCGGAGCGUUGCCACGGUAAUCCAUGGCAACGCUCUGACCCCACGGCUCUCACGAGACUUGCAGGGGAGCUGACCGGAGGAGAGAGAAGGGAGCUGACAGGAGCUGCAGGAAAGGUAAGUUACAGCUCGCUGCCAGCCCCCAACAGGACCGCCGGGCUUGUAAUGAGCCCGGCGGUCCUUGUCUGUAUUAAGGCAGUGUAAGUUGCCAUAAUACAGACACUCACACAAGUGUAAUACAGACACACAAAAAAAUGUGCCGAAAAACUCGUCUUAUACUCGAGUAUAUACAGUAUAUUAUAAAAUAAAGCCUUUUAUGAUAUACACUGCUAAAAAAAUAAAGGGAACACAAAAAUAACACAUCCUAGAUCUGAAUGAAUUAAAUAUUCUUCUGAAAUACUUUGUUCUUUACAUAGUUGAAUGGGCUGACUCCUAGACAGUCUGUUGUGCAACGUGACGAUGGAUGGAGCGAGACCUGAUGUCCCAGAUGUGCUUAAUUGGAUUCCGGUCUGGGGAACGGGCGGGCCAGUCCAUAGUAUCAAUGCCUUCGUCUUGCAGGAACUGCUGACACACUCCAGCCACAUGAGUUCUAGCAUUGUCUUGCAUUAGGAGGAACCCAGGGCCAACCACAGUAUAUGGUCUCACAAGGGGUCUGAGGAUCUCACCUCGGUACCUAAUGGCAGUCAUGCUACUUCUGGCAAGCACGUGGAGGUCUGUGCAGCCCCCCCAAAGAAAUGCCACCCACACCAUUACUGACCCACUGCCAAACUGGUCAUGCUGAAGGAUGUUACAGGCAGCAGAACGUUCUCCAAGGCAUCUCCAGACUCUGUCCCGUCUGUCACGUGCUCAGUGUGAACCUGCUUUCAUCUGUGAAGCGCACAGGGCGCCAGUGGCGAAUUUGCCAAUCUUGGUGUUCUCUGGCAAAUGCCAAACCUCCACGGUGUUGGGCUGUAAGCACAACCCACACCUGUGGACGUCGGGCCCUCAUACCACCCUCAUGGAGUCUGUUUCUGACUGUUUGAGCAGACACAUGCACUCUGGCAGUGCUCAUCCUGUUCCUCCUUGCACAAAGGCGGAGGUAUCGUUCCUGCUGCUGGGUUGUUGCCCUCUUACGGCUAACUUUGGCCAGUGUUUUUGACUAAGUGGCUACUAAAAAAGACUGGACAUACCCCAUAUUGAAUACACUGGGUUGUCUACUUUAAAAAUAUGUACAUGUGGGGUGUUAUUCAGAGAUUUAGGACAGAUAAUAGUGUUACAAUGUCACUAUUGAUACAUUUUAAAAAUGUAUGUUUUGAAACCGCAAUAUCUUACUUGUACCUAUAGCCCUAUAACUUGCAAAAAAAAGCAUGUAAACGCUGGGUAUUUUUAAACUAAGGACAAAAUUUUGAAUCUAUUAAGCAGUUUUUUUUUGUUUUUGUUUUUUUUCAACUUACAUUGCCAUAAUACAGACCAGGACCACCAAGAUCAUUACAAGCCCGGCGGUCCUGUUAGGGGCCGGCAGCAAGCUGUUACUUACCUUUGGAGCAGCUCUGUUCAUUUCCCCAGUGUAAAUCUCGCGAGACCCGCGGCUGUCAGAGCCCCAUGGCAACGUUUUGCGCGGCACGCAGACCACGAGAUUUACACUGUGGUGAUGAACAGAGCUGCUGCAAAGGUAACAGCUUGCUGCCUGCCCCCCCACUGCUCAGUAUGUGCCACUGGACCACCAGGGAAUGACAUAGCCCCCCCCCCCUCCCUGGCCAAGUAUCAAGCGGGGGGGGGGGAGUGACAAAAAAUAAAAAUAAACCAUUAAAUAUUAAAAUAACAAAAUAAUAUUAAAAUAAAAUUAUAAAAAUGCCCUCACUGCAUUCACACACACACAAACUCUCUGCAUCAUAUACAUACACACACACACUGCAUCUAAUUUUAUUUAGAAAUUUACCAGUAGCUGUUGCAUUUCCCACCCUAGGCUUAUACUCAAAUCAAUGGUUUUUCCCAGUUUUUUUGAGGUAAAAUUACGUGCCUCGGCUUAUAUCCGGGUCGGCUUAUACUAGAGUAUAUACGGUAUAUGAUUUCAUUAUAAGUGUACUUUGAGAUAUAUACACAUAUCUCAAAAUACUUAUAGUGUAAUCAUAUAUAUGCAUAAUAUAAAAUACUUUAUUUUAUAAUAUAUUAUACAUAUAGGAAAUAAAAGUGUGUGUUUGUGGUCGGGACACUAAGCAGAGUUAGGUUAGUGGUGCACAACUCUGUUGUGGUGUGCCGAAACAGACAUGUAUUAAUGGGAGGGGAGGGGGCAGUGUAUUAAUGGGAAGGAAGGAUGGGGCCCAGUGUGUUAAAUUAGGGGUAUGUAGGGCAGUGUUUAACAGUGGAGGGAGGGGGGCAACGUACUGGAUUUGUGGGCAGUGUAUUAGAUUAGGUCUGCAUGGAGGCGCUGAAAGGAGAUUGGCCGCACAGCUUUUUGUCACACAUGAACAAUAGCCUCCCUAUUGGAAAGCAUUGGAUUGGCUAAGAUCAUAAAGUUUGAUCUCCGCCAUAGUGAAGAACACACUCUUAGAACUUCAAAAUAAACAAGAUAACGUAAUUUGUUUUUUGCAUUUCUUAAUAUGUCAAGGUAGUUGGGCUGAAAUGUUGGUUAUAUGCAACUGCACGUUUCCUUAAAAUAAAUUUGCUCUUUUGUACUUUAAACCCCUACAAGCGUGAUGACGUCCAGUGUUAGACAAAUUAUUUUAUACUGUAAUUUUCUAAAUAAACCUACGUUUCUAUGAAAACUGAUGUUUUUUUUUUUUUUGUGGCCCACACAAACUUAAACCUUGUUUAUUUGGCCCGUCUUUGAGUUUGCUUGCCAUAACUGCUUUUGCCAAGAGGCGGAGAUAAGAGGCAGUAACUAUGAUUUGGCCCUAGGGGCGAAUACCUCCAUAGUUGAGGAUGGGAGUUGGGACUGCUAUAUAAUUGCAUGAGAAGCCGAAAACUACCUAUGGCCACUUAGGGUACCAUAACAGCCAGACCAAGCUAAAGAUAAGUUUUUUGUAAAGCGAGCGGUUGUUGUAAGAAGGGAGAUAGUAUUGUAUAGCGAGUCCCUUAUGUGGUGACUUGAAAAACGUAAAUGCAAAACAAUAAAUGUGGCAUGAUUAGACUUACACCUGGCAGAUAAAUGAUAGCUAUGCUAGAAGUUGAUGGUAAGAAUAGGUGAAUAGAAAGUGGAGGGCAAAAGAAAAGGUUUAGAGAUCCAAAAUCCAACCAGAGAGAGACCCAAGAACUAGGUGUUCAUAAUUCAGAACUACGACACCAACACUAAUAAAAAUUGCAACCGAGAUUUCCGUUAAAGUAGGUAAAGUAAGUGCAAUGAGACCAGGACACACAUACUCUAUUAAUCUGUUACCAAACUAACCAAAGGAAAUUGAACAGUGUAAUAAAUGACUCAGUUGACCAUGCAUGCAAAAGUACCCCCAGAUAUGCAACAGUUGGUAUAAAGUCUACCUGGUGAGACUUGGCAUAAUAUAGGUCAUUAAGGAGGUGACCAGAAUAAUUGAACAAGACCCCUGUGAAGUAUAUGUCAAGAGGUGAGGGUACAGUUAACAAAUUAUUAAGUUGAGGUUAGUGACAGAAAAGCAUAAUAUAAAACACAAAAGUGCAGACGUGGAGUUUCUGAAAAUUAACAGUUUACAUCAAAAGCGGAUACUGGAUACCGGAUUGUACCGAAUCUAAGCAUGAGUUUCCACUGCACAUCCUUCCACUAGAGAAACUUGAACUAUGUAUGAUAAAGAGCACCCUGAGAAAUAACCAACCAUCACAUCUAAUCAAAUCCCAUAGCGUACUGCACGAAACAACAUACCAGAACUAGCAAGUGCCUUAAAGUGGAAGUACUAAACAGUUAAAAUAAUGACAGACCGAAGAGACCUGGGUAUGUUUAAUGCGUAGUGAUAGGUUCCAGGUUCUCGGGACUGUGCUGAGAGGGCCGUAUGGAAAAGACUUGCGUGGGUCUAAUGAGGCCAUGUGUAAUAUUGGAAUGUAGUAUGAAAUAUUGUAUUUCUUUGACCCUCGUAUGUAAUUGCCCAAAUGAGGGGCCAAAAUUGUUGUUGUGUUCGUGGAGGGCCAUGUGUAAACGUAUGGUGUGAGGGCCAUGCGUAGAGGCAUUGUAGCGGAAGGCAGUCUGCUUAAUGCUAGUCCUGAGCUGCUGGAUGGAGAAAUAGGGCUGUAUGGAUGUAUGGAACAAACAAAAGAAUAGGCAUACCAAGGUGCAGGUGUUGUGAAAUAGCCAAUAUUGAAGCCCUAGUGUUUGGUCCAGUCCAUUGGUAACGGUAGGAAUAGUAGUUUGGCUAGAAGGAUGGUAAUGUGGCAUUCAGUGGACACUGACUAUAAGGUCCAUGCCAAUGGAUGACCAGUAUACAACCAACACAAUGGAUUAUGUGGUGUCUCAAUGUAGGUGACUUGAUACAUAACUUUUCUAAUACUGUGCAAGAACAAAGUGACUGUAUGUGAAGUAAGGAUACAAUGUAUAGCAUAAGGGAUUAAGGUACCAUGGAGUUUGACAGGCUGAGUAAUGGCCGUUUAGGCCUAGUGAGUAUCAGUGGUCUAAUGUUGUAAGAAAGAGUGGUGUAUACACAUAACCCCCAUGAAGCAGGAAGGUACUUAUGCAAAGCCCAAAUGAUGGGCUGAAUUGGUCUUAUUGGACUGCCCACAGAGGGCCAUAUGAUGGAAAUGAAGGCCCAGUAUGGCUGCGUGUGAAGGCAUUGGAUCUGAAACCAAACCAUGAUAACGUUUACUCACAACCUUGCUAUAUGUGAGCAGUUUCAAUAUAUCUAUGAAGAAUAUAAUAAACUCGCCUAAAUAGAUAUUGGUGAACCGAAGGGCUUAAUGCGAGGUAAAGAUAAUGUACAUAAUGAGGGAUUACAAUUAAUUGCCCCAUGAGAUUGGCCAAAUGAGGGUCUUAAGGAUAGGUAUGUUGUCUACAGAGGGAAAAACAAACAAAAAAAUUUGGGGGCAAUAAUAACAUGUGCAUAACAUGUCCAGCUUAGGAAUUUGAAUUAAGUAAUUCAAAAUCAAUUCAUUUAUGUAUCUUGAUUUACAAAGUACAUAAUAUGUGUAGAAUUUCAGUUUAUUUUGAAAGUUACAGGACACAAACUACAAGGUCUAAAAUAAAAUUUCAAUGUGAAAUCAUUUUAGAAGUUGGUAUGUUUGUCUUGGAAGUUUAAUACCCAUCACAGAAAACAAAAUUGCCACUUUAAAGUAUAGAUUUAUAUAAAGUAGACAUCACAGGCUAUUUACCCAAGGUUAUUUUGACACAUUUUACGGAGCCAUUGUAUCGCCAAUCUCUGCUAAAUAUUGGAGUAAAAUUUUAUUUUUUCUCUAUUAUGACAUAUACACAUAAGGUUUUUGUAAUGUGUAUUUCAUAAGCUGGAGUGUGCUAUUCCUGCCCAGAACCCCAUAUUGUGUUCAAAUACAUCUGCUGAGUACAACGAUACCCCCGUUGUAUGCCUUUGCCACUAUUCUGUGAAGCUACAAUGCCAUAUAGGAGACCAUAUAGGAGACCAUGCUAUUUCAGUUUCUAUAGUUGGAAUUUUCAUAGAUGGUCAUAUGUCUGAUUUUGUGGCAUUAUAGCCAUUUCACUGUUCAAAUGCCUUCCAUUUGAGAAAGCAGACACUCCAGGGUAUCUUAUUAGACCAUUUUUUCACCAAUUUAUUUCAACUUUUGUGGUGAUAAUUUUUUUUACAUGUUGCAUUUUCUCUGGGUAUUUCGUAAAUCUGAUAAGUGCUACGGUCAUAAAUUCCCCCUAAGUAUGCUUAGUUACCGUAUAUACUCUAGUAUAAGCCGAGUUUUUCGGCACAUUUUUUGUGCUGAAAAACCCCAACUCGGCUUGUACUCGAGUCACUGUCUGUAUUAUGGCAAUUUACAUUGCCAUAAUACAGACUGGGGGCUGGCAGAGCUGUUACUUACCUCUCCUGCAGCUCCUGUCAGCUCCCUCCUCCUCCGCGCCGGUCCGUGCAGCACCUCGGUCAGCUCCCAGUGUAAGUCUCGCGAGAGCCGCGGGGUCAUAGUGCGGCUCUCGCGAGACUUACACUGUGAGCUGAGAGAGGAGCUGCACGGACCGGCGCGGAGGAGGAGAGAGCUGACAGGAGCUGCAGGAGAGGUAAGUAACAGCUCUGCCAACUCCCCUCCUCCCCCCACUGAACUGCCAAUGCCACUGGACCACCAGGGAAGGAGAGCCCCCCUCCCUGCCAUGUAUCAAGCAGGGAGGGGGGACGAAAAAUAAAUAAAUAAAUUUAAUAUAUAAAUAAAAAUAAUAAUAAAACAAUUUUUUUUUAAAUAAUAUCAAUUAAUAAUAUAUAAAUAAUAAAAAAAUAAUAUAACCAAAAAUUUUUUUUUUUUAUAAAAAUGCCCACCCCCCACCAAAGCUCUGCAACACAAGCACACACUGCAUCGCACACACUGCAUCGCACACACUGCAUGGCACACACUGCAUGGCACACACUGCAUGGCACACACUGCAUGGCACACACUGCAUGGCACACACUGCAUCGCACACACUGCAUCGCACACACUGCAUCGCACACACUGCAUCGCACUCACUCAUACACACACUGCAUCGCACUCACUCAUACACACACUGCAUCGCACUCACUCAUACACACACUGCAUCGCACUCACUCAUACACACACUGCAUCGCACUCACUCAUACACACACUGCAUCGCACUCACUCAUACACACACUGCAUCGCACUCACACAUACACACACUGCAUCGCACUCACUCAUACACACACUGCAUCGCACUCACUCAUACACACACUGCAUCGCACUCACUCAUACACACACUGCAUCGCACUCACUCAUACACACACUGCAUCGCACUCACUCAUACACACACUGCAUCGCACUCACACAUACACACACUGCAUCGCACUCACACAUACACACACUGCAUCGCACUCACACAUACACACACUGCAUCGCACUCACACAUACACACUGCAUCCAUACACACACUGCAUUCAUCAUAUACACACACUGUAAAUAAAUAUUCAAUUAAUAUAAUUUUUUUAGGAUCUAAUUUUAUUUAGAAAUUUACCAGUAGCUGCUGCAUUUCCCACCCUAGUCUUAUACUAGAGUCAAUAAGUUUUCCCAGUUUUUUGGGGUAAAAUUAGGGGCCUCGGCUUAUACUCGAGUAUAUACGGUACCUAUUCUGAGUAAAACAAUAAGCCAAAUGUAUGACCUAAACACUAUUUUGUCAAGUUACAGUGCUGUAAAAGAGACGUGACAAGUUCAGGUUUUUAAGUGUGAAUUUACAUGGAGGAUUUUAAUGGGUCCAUAUUCUCUUUUGUAAUAUGUUAGCAAGCUGCUUUUUCCAACUACCCCAAAAAGGCAUACUAUUUCUUAAAGAAGACACCCAAAGGUAUUUCCAGUGACCUAUUUUGAACCUUAGCGUGAAAUAAUUUUUCUGCUAGCUUGUACCAAGUGUAGUGGUAACAAGUAGUAUUUAUGCCUUUUUGACACACACAAGUAGUUUGUAAUAUAUAUUUUGCAAAUCUUAGAUGUGCUACAAAAUCCAUAUGUUGCUCAGCUAUGUCAUCUGAGUACAGCAAUACCCCUGUAUGUACCUUUUAUACAGGUAUAUGACAACAUUGAAGGGGCACAUUUGAGACACAGCCAUUUAAGUUUGAAUUUUUACGCUGGGUCCAUGCCCCACUUUGGAAUAUUUUUAAUAGGUUGUGUUUUCCAAUUACUUCACAACGGGAUACCAUUUCCUAAAGAAGACACCCCUGGGUGUUUCAAAGGGCAUAUUUUAAACCUUAGUGUGGUAUCAUUUUUCGCUAGACUGGACCAAGUGAAGAGGCUUUUUUUUUUUUUUUUUACAAUUUUUAAACGGUUUAAACUUUUCAAAAGUGGUGUGUUUUUUUUUUUACUUUUAACACCUAACUAACCCAACACUGAAUCCUCCAAUUUCCCCACUAACUCCUACCCACCCUAGCUAAAUAAAUAUUUUACAAAUGUUUAAGUAACUAACUAAAUUUAAACUUAAACCCUGAGGAAGAAAAGAAAAAUAAAGGUUAAUCCUCAGGGGUUAAAAGAAAAAAAUCAGAUCACCGUGAAACACCGUGCAGGCAGUGAUCAAAGGGCAGGGAAAGGGUUAAAUUUUAUUUGAGAGGGGAGUGGGAUUUUAUAACAGGUUUUAUAUAUAUACUAUAGAGAGAGAGACAGACACACACAUAAAAGCAGAGACAGAUCGGGUUUCACUGCAGCAUGUGUGAUCACUCUGACUCCUUUUCAGAGCGAUCACAUGGUCUGAAUCAGUGAAACUGCUUGCUAGAGUGUCUUUAACACGAGACACACUACAGGAUAAUUAACCCCAAAUUGCCGCGAUUGUGACAAUCUGGGGUUAAUUUUAGUAUUGGGCGGAAAUUUUCCGUCCUGUGUCCUUAAGGGAAGUACUGCAAUGACGGAAAACUUCCAUCCAGCGUCCUUUUGGGGUUAAGGCUUAAAUAUGCAGGGAUGGCUUAGUACUUCGUAAGCGUGCAAAAAACAAAUCCCAAUAACCGAACACAUAUCAAACAGGCUGUUACAGGGAAACAAAUCCAGUAUUUAUUUUAUUUUAAAUAAUCACAUGUAUACAUGACCUAAAUUUAAGCAGUCAGUUGCAACACCUAGCCACAUGAUUAAUAAACAAUGUAGGUCCAAUGAGUGCCUGAAUACCCAGAGGUCAGAGAAAUAAAACAUUAAAAAUAGGUUUGCAACUGAAAUACAUUAUACAUUUUAGGAGUUUGUUUAGUAAGAAGAUGUUUAGACAUUUAGAAAAUAUUCCCAACAGGAUACAUUUAUUUUUAUAAAGUUUUAUUGUGUACAGAGAUUGUAUAUAAACGGUUUUCUAUUUCUAUUUCCUCAACCACAUGUAGAGGCCCAAAUUUGGGCCAUACAUAAAUUUAGACAGUUGCAACACCUAGCCACAUAAUUAUAAAUAAUCGUUAAAAACCCACUUCUUCAUAAAAGCGUAUCACUUAAACUGUUAAUAGCUCCCGACUGAUUCCUCUUCUGCAACUGUCACUAGUUUAAUACUAUCCCAACCUUUUUGUGUCAUUUUACCCCACUCCCUCUAGCAUGUAAGCUCAUUGAGCAGGGCCCUCAACCUGUCUGUUCCUGUCUGUUCCUGUCUGUCCAACCUGUCUGGUUACAACUACAUGUCUGUUCGUCCACCCAUUGUAAAGCGCUGCGGAAUUUGAUGGCGCUAUAUAAACUACAUAAUAAUAAUAAUUACUAAACAAUUUAGUCCUAAUGAGUACAUGAAAACCCGCAAGGCAGAUAAAUGAAACAUAAAAAGGGUGACAACUGAAUUGCGUAUGAUAAAAGUUGAUAUGGCCAAUUACAGUAAGUAAAAGCAUGAACCUAAUUGAGGCAUCACUGUAAUGCUAUGUAAGAUUGCAAUAGGCUGAAUGUGCAUUAGUAGUGAAAUUCGCCAUAUCCAAAUGAACAAACUUGGUUUUGUGGAGGAAAAAUAAAAAUAAAAAAAAUGUGUGAACAGUAACAGCCGUGGCUGGGCCAGACACAGAGGUGCCCCAUAAGCUUCGAGGGAGGAGACUCUUUACGAGAAUUAGGUCAAAUGAAUACUUGCAUGGGCCGCAAGCUUGUCUGGAGUUUAGGCAGUUUGUGUUGAACUGGGAGUAGAUGGAUCUGUACUGAACCAGGUAGUCUCAGCCCAGAGGAAGGGGCGACCUGUGUAUUUAUAGCAAUAUCCCCUCCCACAACUACAGGCUCAGCUUUUCUAUAUAUAAAUGAUGAAAAAAAGGCUUACUCAAGAUAUCUGCCUAUAGAGAUGCUGAUAAUACAGACCAGGACCAACGGUCCCGGAGGGCCCGCAGCAAGCUCUUACUUAAAUUCCCAGCAGGGUAGCUCCUGGGAAGGUAAGCUUGCUGGGCCCCCACUGCACAGUCCAUGCCACGGACCACCAGUGAAUGCCAUAUCCCCCCUCCCUGGCCAAGUGAGAAGCAGGGGGGACUAAAAAAAAAAAAAUUUAAUAUUUUAAAAAAAUAUAUAAAAAUGCUCCCCUGCCCUCCCCCCCCCCCCUUAGUACACACAUUACAUACCUACACAAACACACUGCAUUCACUUUACACGCAUACACACACACACACUCUCUGUAUUCAUUAUAUACACACUACACAAACACUGCAUUCACUAUACACACACUACACAAACACACACACUCUGCAUUCAUUAUAUACACUACACACACACUCUGCAUCCACUACACACACACUCUGCACACACACACACACACACACACACACACACACAUAUUCUUGAAAACAUAAUUUCUGACGGACACAUAUAUUGUGCAUUUACCUUCAUAAAAACAGCCCUGGUCUGGUCACUAAGGGGUUAAUGCUACCCUCUCACCUAACUGAAAAUACCAUGAUGCUUUGCCACCAUAAAGGCUGAAAAGCCAUUACCAGAGUUAUAUUUCUGGGACAUCUGGGUUUCUGUCAUUUGGUCAGAAAUACAGAUGUUGCACGUGGCCAUUGGCCACGAAAUCAGUGUGUGCAUUGCUCUGCUUUGUCCCACAGUGCUAACAGCUGUUGAUCCAGUAUAUUUAUGAUCAGUACUUCAUAAAUUAAACAGAGUGAUCCCACAAGUUCUUUCAAAUUCUGCUGGCUACUCUCUUGCUGCUAUUAGCCAGGUUUUUCCGGAUUACCUAAAGUAGAACUUUCAGCAGUAUGUGGAAUUUUAAAACUCAUUGUGCUUUGUAUUUGUAACUACACUGUUUCUUAGCACACUGAUUAUCCGCAUUACCCUGAAUGUGUGUUUUGGCAACAUAUUCUCUGGAUUACGGUUUAAAAAAAGAACAAAUACCUGAAAACUGGAGAAACUGAUGAAUGCUCUGGGUUAAAUACAUUUAUAUCUGCUCCAAUUCUAUUUGUUUUGUAUUGUUUAAUUUUUUUCCUCUAAACACACAUCUCCCUCACACACACACACACAUCUCCCUCACACACACACACACAAAUCUCCCUCUCACUCACACACACACACACACACACACAAAUCUCCCACUCACUCACACACACACACACACACACACACACACAAAUCUCUCCUCUCUACACUCACACACACACACACACACAAUCUCCCUCGCACACACACACACACACACACAAAUCUCCCUCUCACACUCACACACACACACACAAAUCUCCCUCUCACUCACACACAUCUCCCACUCACACACAUCUCCCACUCACACACACACAUCUCCCACGCACACACAUCUCCCACUCACACACACACACACAUCUCCCACUCACUCACUCACACACACACACACAUCUCCCACUCACACACACACACACACACCUCCCACUCUCACACACACACACCUCCCACUCACACACACACACAUCUCCCUCUCUCGCACGCAGCACCCCCAACACACUGCACCACACACAAUACUUCCUAUAAAAAAUAUAUAUAUAUAUAUAUAUAUAUAAUCUCUACAACCCCUAGCCACACAUGCAGUACAUUACAUCAUAAACACAACACGACUAAAACCAACCUUAUUACACAAUACUAUACCACAAUCAGCUCACUCUACACACACAAAAUACCACAAGCAGGCUCCAAACACAUGCACAAUACUCUUUCCUGGCCCUUUUAUCGCCUGGUAUCCCAUUUAGAGACACCAGAGACGAGUUGUAAGGAAACCGUGCAAGCAUGUUACUAUAUUGCGCACACCACCUCUGCCCUACCCCUUCUUAGUGGGACGCUGUGAUUAAAAAAUGCCUGUGCCAAAUUUUUUCCCCCAGUCCACCCUGCUCCAGAGAGCCUGUUUAAACGCCAGACUGCAGCCUAAGCCCAUUAUCAUCCUCUUGUCCUCAUGUGGUGGUAAGGAGGCAAUCCAGUAUGUUGUUAGUGGCACUAAUCUCUAAUACCUCACAUUAAAGGGACACUAUAGUCACCAAAACCACUACAGCUUAAUGCCUAGGGUGGCAAAACUCCUUGCACCAGCCCUGAUCAGGCACGAUGUUGCAUCCUCACCACUCCCUGUGAGUCAUCACAUGCGGAGGUCAGCUGAAGGCUUUAAGACAGUGAAUAAUCCUCUGUAAUGUACAGAGCUGGCUGACUGAGUUUGAUAGGCGUGCGAUUGUCAGCAAUCAUUUACUCCUUUCAGUAACUGCACUGUACGUGCUGCGAUCUCUGUGAUCUCAAUGAUCCCAGGAUGUACUGGCUGCCUGAGAUUGAUAGGACUUUAAUUCCUGACAGCAUGUUCGGUUAAUGCCAGAUUUGUGUAGAAAUUGUGUUGCUUUUUCAAAAGUUUAAAUGUUCAAAUGUACGGAAUAUCGGCAAUGAAUAUCAGCAAUCGGCCCUAAAGGCGACCAAUGAUCUGAAUCUGCAUCAGUCAAUCUCUACUUUUAAUGGAGUUUGUUGUGUGUGCUAGUUAUGAUUGGUUUGGGCAAGUCAGGUUUUGUUUGUAAAUGUUUUGUUUGAUGUAUUUGUUUUGUAUUUAUCUCCUUUAUUUUCAGGGACAGAUUAAUGUGCAGGAUAUACAUUUAUAUUGGGUUUUCUUCAGUCAGUGCCACAAUCUUCCUUUUUUCUCCCCACCCCUCCCCCCUCAUCAGCUCCUUUUGCUUAACUCUGCAGUCCCCAUCACGAGGGGGUUAUGAGUUGGGAGUUUUGGGUCUGUGUUUUGCCCUUUUCCUGCUUAUCUUUCUUGUAGAGAGUGCGUGCUAUGACCCUCUGGUAGCCAAGUGGAGUUUAGCAUUCCUCAAUUUAAAGGGAUGCUAUAGUACCAGGAAAACAAACCUGUUUUUCUGGCACUAUAGGCUCCUGGAGUGCCCCCCUCCCUCAGGGCUGAAGGGGUUAAAACCCCUUCAGCCACUUACCUGAAUCCAGCGCCAAUGUCCCUCGGUGCUGGGUCAGGCUCCGCCCACGCUCUUUCCCCCGCUGACAUCAGCCAUCGGGGGGAGACCUAAUGUACACAUUAGACCUCCCCAUUGUGUGCAUUAGACCUCCCCAUAGGAAAGCAUUAUUCAAUGCUUUCCUAUGGCGAAAUCUGACGCUGGAGGUUCGUGAGGAAAUACAGUAUCAGAUAACGGACCAAAAGUCUGUUUGGAUUCCGGAAGUUCUCUAGUGACUGUCUGGUAGACAGCCACAGAGGGAAGACUUAGUGCUGCAAUGUAAACAUUGCAGUUUCUCUGGAACACAUAGGUGCAAAAUGGUCACAGCACCCAGACUAUUUCAAUGAGCUGAAGAGGUCUGAGCGCCUACAGCAUCCCUUUAAAAUUUGUGGUCCAGCUUAUGUCACAGUUCACACUUAAAAGAAUACUCUGCACACCAUAACCACUACAGCACAAUUACAUAGUUAUGGUGCUUCAAGACUUUUCUGUCAAACUGCUUUCAAGCAGUUUGAUUAAAAAUACCAAAACAGGGCUCUCCCAAGUACUCAAACCCUGGCCGCUUUGCAGUCUCUCUAUUGUCAAAACCCAUCCAACUUUGGAUGGCAGUGAUAGACGGAGCGCUCGUUGGGUGGAUUAGCCAAGUUCUCUCAGCCAGUCAUUGCCAGCAAAGGAUGGGGCAGCUUUAAUUUAUGAUGCAGAAACAAUUCAACCUCAACCAGGGCAGCGACACCCACAUGUCCUGUAUACCAUAUCCAUUGCGCUGAGCUGUAGGGUUUAUGGUGUUUGUAAUCCUUUAAACAUGAACAGUGUUCAUAGUUCACGUGACAUGCUGAGGCAGCUAUUUGAUAACGGUGACAUUCUAUGGAAAGUCAUUUAAGUCUGCAGUACGGAUAAACAUCAGCCAACAUCUCUGGCGAGUGAGCUGCCGUGUGUGUAUCUGCUUAUCUCAACAACUGGCACUGCUGGAAUAGCAUGUCCACAUGCUUUUUGCCUUUGUAGCCUUGUGCGAGGCUGGCAAACGAACCAUAUCAUGCCGUCUAAAAUAUAUUUCAUAAAAUAUACAGUGAGGCAUUUCUCACCAAUAUGCCAUGAUACAAGGACGUUACUCCUCCCUCUCAAACUAAUUCAUAAAAAUAAAUCUUAGCCAUCUGAUAUUUGAUUUGUUUUUUUUUCCCCCCCUAAUUCUUUUAAUAACAUGCACUCAUACCAGGUGUUUUUGUCCCUAUUCUUGGUUUGAACAAAAAUAAAUGUUUGUGUGUUGUUCCUCUUAUGAUGAAUGCUGAAGCACUUUCAAAGCAAGUAAUGCACUUUUUGUGAAGGGAAUGCAGCCCUUUUUUUUUUUUUUGUGACUAGUCAGAACUGGUGCAGCGACCAUUGAAUUAUUCCACGUAGCGUGAUAAUGGAGAGAAAAAUGUUUGCUUAAAGGAAUACAGACCUAUUGGUAACAAAGUUCUCUCCUGCACAAUUUUGGGCCCCCUACUUUUAAAUAUUAAAAUCAAUUUUACUUGCCUUUCAUCCAUCACUACAGCAGCCUCUUCAUCCCCUGGCUGAACUCAUCAUUGCUGAUUAUCUAAACCAAUCAAAUGCUUCUCCAUAAAGAAUAAUUGGGGGCCUACAAUGCAUGCGAGGCAAUCACAGCACUGUGCCAAUCAGCAUCUCCUCAUAGAGCCUUACAUGAAUUCAUCACUAUGGGAAGCAUUCAGUAUUUUCAUGCAAGGAUGUCAAAUGUUGGGCUGCAAGCUGGCCAUUGCUGGAAGGGUGUAGAAGAGGGCGGGCUAGGGACUUAAAUUGUGUUACUGGUGCUGCCCAAAGAAUUGACAGGUCAGCCUGGCAUGAAUGCAUGCCAGUCCCACAGGCCAGCCCACGGAGGACAGGAUAUGGAGCGAGCACUGUUUCAGUGCUGUCUGCAGGGUCCUAGUGCCUUUAGCGUAAUGAAGCUAGUCCAAUGAUGCGCUUGUGCUCUACUUUUUGGAUACUGUUCGAUGGUCCCAUAAAGCCUAAAUCUGGAUGGUUGGAAGGCAUGCCAUUACAGGAGACCCCUCUAGUGGCUAACUGAGGGUCAAAUGUAAACACCACCACUUCAAACUAAAAACAGAGUGCCGAGACAGGCUUUGCAUGAAAAAGACUACAGUAAGCUGGAGUUGUAUUGGUGCCUGGUGUCCCUUUAAAAUGCAGGGUCCUAGUGGAGCCUGGCAGCCAUCCUGUACAGACGCCAUCUAAGCUUGCUCUCCCAAAACCAGAGACAACCUGCCAAAAAUCUACCGCACCAUCCAUCCACUAAAAACACCGAUUAAUGCCAUUCUUCCAGGCACCUAAGCAGCUCAAACACAGAUGCAAACCCGCGGCCUACCACGCCUACCGGGGCCUGGAGGCCUACCGGGGCCUGGAGGCUUACCUUAACGGGAUCUACUCAAAACUCUCCACACCCAACGAGGCCACAGGAAAGGCUACCAUGGGCCGCCGCUCACAAAAACCCACAACCGGCCCCUACACACAAGGUAGAGACAUUGGGGAGAUGCUGUCCCGGCCUACACACCCAGAACCAGCACAUGCCAUGCACCUCAACACCAGCAGUCCUACCUCCGAUCCGAACAGGGACGGACCAACCGGCGCAGGGACUCCCCCGGCGGAACACGUCCAAUCGCCUGACACCCAAGACGACUCAGCCCCUACCACCAAAGGGGAUCUGAAAGCACUCCUAGUAAAUAUACAACAACUGCUGGCAGCUGAUGUCGCAAGGGUUAAAACAGACAUAAAACAUGUAACGGACCGUGUCAGAACUGCAGAGGCAGACAUCACAACCGUUCAGGACGAGGUCUCCGGCCUCAGACUCUGUCCAACAAAUUCAAAUGGAACAACACGUACUAGCUGCUCAACUCAUGUCCCUGGACGACAAACGGCACCAGACCCACAUCAAAAUCCGGGGUGUACCCACCACAGUCCCAACUGAGGAACUAGCACAAUACACGCGACGGCUACUCGCCACACACAAUACUGCCUCAGGCAACGGCCAAGAAAAUUGUCCUGGAUGGAAUUUAGAGUCACAGGCUCAGUCCGUAUCUCACCCAGCCCAUCCAGGGAUGUAAUCCUGCGCUGCACAACGGUGCAAGAUAAAAUACAAAUAAUGACAGCCCAAAAGGGCAAAACACCGCUGGCCUUUGAGGGCUAUAACAUUCUAUACCUGUGCAUAACCUCACGUAUGCGACUUUCUCCCUAUGUGAUCUGUUUGUGUGUUUUUUGUUUUUGUUUUGUUUGUUUUUGUCUUUACCUGUAUUAUCACUGUACUAAACACUACUACUACUUACAUGAGGUGCCCAUGCACACAACAAUACCAAACAGACCCCAACAACAGACAAGAAGAUGGCACCUACCUUAGAAACAACCAGUCUGCCCCCCUCCCCCCCACCCCGCUAUCCCCAAGGUAAGGGGAAACGGUCAAGAUGCCACAUGAUUUACCUCGAAGCCUCACACACUUGAUAACCCACCAUACUUAAACCUAAUGAGGGCACCUAGACAGGUACACACAGGCAUCUGACACCACACGCCUGAUCCAAACCUGCACCACGCAUAUACAUGCUCCCAGAUACCCUGCUCAAUCACAACUAGAAAUCACGAGCAUUCCCACACGCCCAAAUCUGUAGUAUCCCAGGGGACUAGAUCACCACCUACCACACCUGCCACUAAUCGGCCAACCCCGGGCUUGUUACCUCACAUGUUUAAGAUCAGAAAAAGUGCUUUAAACCCUCCUACUAAUGUUAUCCAAAAUGUUAACCGCAAUGUAAUGCAAGAAAUGUACCUAAGAAAUUACUACAAAUAUUGAUGUUGACAUGAUGACAUACGCACGAAAAAUAAAGAAUUAAAAAAAAAAAAAAUGUAAAUUAAAUCAACAAGAGAGCUCAUGUUCUCCAAGUACAACAAAAGUGUAAGAAUGAAGUUUUGGUUUUUGACAUUCUUUAUUUUUGUGCGAACAAAGAACAGAUGUACGUGUAGUACGACAGCAAUAACUCUUAUUUCAACAUUAUGAAAUCAUAAAUACAAGGCAUGGUGGAGAUGCAUUUUGCACAAUUUUAUACAUAGAUAUAUAGACUGAUAAGUUGUAACGAUAAGUAAAAUAUGGAAAGGUAAGCAUGCAAAAAACACCCGUCUAUGGAGAACAGGGACAAGGUAAAUAGGAAGUCCAGGAGGAGAUGUCAUGAUAUAUGUGGUGAGCCAAUCCGCUUAAGAAAACUGCAGGCUAAGUGUGCGCAAUGUGGCGUAGAAUACAUGCGUCAUAUGGAUGUAGAGUAUCUCUACAGGGCCACAUGCAUCAGUUGGGGCAUUUACCAUUAGUACAUGUAAGCAUUGUGUAGGUCACAGUCGAAGGAGUAGGGUGGACUAGGCCAACUCGCUACUUGUAGUCAUCUUGUAAUUUUGGGGUAUUUAGAAUCCCAUGAGAACUAAAACAUCUCGAUUUUAUAUUCUUAACACAUUUUUAUUGGCUGACUCUGGUUGAUUAUUAAAUUUUAAUUGAAUUUUACAGAAAAAUACCUCUGUGUAUUUAAUGAUUAUGUUGACGUCUCAAAGGCUGCAUUUGAUGUACCUAAACAUUUGCAUUUUUAUAAUUUUACUUUAUCUGGGAGAUUAAGAUAUAUGCUCAGUUUGAGUUAUCCCUGUACUCUCAGCCAAUUAUCACUGCCCUGGUUGGACCGAAUUUUGUAACACAUUCCACUUUAUCAGUGAGACUUGCGCCCACUCCAUUUGCAAAUUCAACGCAAGUUCAGUGACUUGCUUCAGUAUAAACCAAUAGAUGCCUGUAAUUAAACAGGAUUUUCAGAAAGAGGAAGUCCUGAAUUUCUGAUGAAAUUUAUGACCUGUAUAAGUAAUUUUUGGGUUGAUCUAAGCAGAGAGAAUGUGUCGGGUUGCUAAUGGAAUUUGGGGGGAAGGAGGGUAACCCCAUAGUAUUGAAUAUGAAAACAAGGGGAGGAUUGGAGGUAGAGACUGUUUCAAACCUCCCGAGCCUGACCGGUAGAAAUGGAGGAGCCGCCCAUAAGUAAAUGGUUAAAAAAAAUAAACUUUAAUAAGUAUAAUAGAAAAAAAAAAUCACAUGUGGGUUUAAACACAAAUCUAACGAGUCCUAAAUGCUAAAGAUAAUAAAUGGUGCUAACAAUAAGAAAAGUAAUGAAAAAGUGGAAUUUUUUUUAUUUUACUUUUUUGUGUGUGUGCUUAAGGUGAGCAGGAAAGGGGUUUGGUUAACUUUGUUACAUGUGUGGGAGGCUUGUAUUUAUUUAUUUUUUUUUUAUUAUUUUUUUUAACGGGUGCCCUUGAAGGCAUGUUAGGGCAUAGAUAUUAUCUUUUCCUGUUUAUACUCAUACCUUCCCAGCAUUUACCCUCUGUCUGCAAUCUUGAAGUCAGUAUUCCUUCCUCCCCCCACUUCUUCAGGAUUAUUAGUAUAAGGUCAUGCAGACAAUCAGGCACGAUAGGCAUAAUAUGGAAAACAAAAAAGAAAAUUAACUUUGCUUGGAUGCCAUGGAUUUUACUCACAUGGAUGCGGAGUAAAGUAACACGUAUUAAUAUAAAACAUUAUACUGUUGGGUAACAUGCAGGAUGAAAUUCAAUAAAGUAAAAUAAAAUAACCAAUGGGCUGUAGCCCCCCAACAACUCGAACAGAGAGAGAAUCUAGGUUAGUAAAGCUGUUGCCUAUGGUAGAGCAGCAAAUCAAUUUAUCUCAUGCCCUUAAACUAAAGCUUGUCAUUAAGGGGCCUGCAUAAGGCUGUUUAACCGAUGCCUAACUGUGGCAGGCUGCCAACCUUGGAAGGCAUGAGUCCACUGUUCCAUAUGUGUGGGCACCACCAGUCCCAUGUGGAGGUGCGCUCCUGUGUCGUGCCGAUAGGACAAAGGCCAUCCACAGGACCAGUGUGUCUCGGUGCUCGUGGUCGGCUUUGCUGCGUGUGUCAUGCGGCCUGCGGGCCAGGACUCUGUCCCCGCUAGUGUGUCCCACAGAGGAACGGCUGCGAGAUAUUGAGGUGGGUUGUCGGAGUCGUUGUGUUGUCGGUGGGCCCCAUGCGGGUCUCUCCAUUGCCUGUGUCUUUACAGCAUGCUGGGUAGGAGCUCUGUGUGGUCGUGGGCUUGAGGGCCUCUCUUUCCGGGCCUAGGCUUAUGUAGGUUGUACCGCACGGGAUGACCGGGCUUUUGGCGACUUGGCAGUGUUUGAGGCACUUGCCUCCGCAUAUCCUCCUUUGGCACAGUGUCAGGUUUCCCGGGUUUUGUUGUAGCUUUGCCGUGCUGCAGGUGCGGGUGGAGCGGUGCUGCCGUGGCUGACCUCAGCUUUCUGCACUGGAGUUGGUCAGGUGAGAUAGGAGUGUUGGAUCUGCUGUCGAGCAAAAUUCUGAUCCUUCUGUCUAUAUUUUGUGUAGGUUUAGUUGAUUUAAAGUUUGUGCUGACAGAAGCUCUCAGUAAACACGUCUGGCCAGCUUGCAGGCUCAGGCCCUGCCCCCCCUAUUUGCAACUAAUGUUAAACCCACAUGUGUUGGUUUAAAAAAAAAAAAAAAAAAUCAUUUACUUAUGGGCUGCUCCACCAUUUCUACAGGUCAGGCUCGUGAGGUUUGAAACCGUCUCUACCUCCGUUCCUCCUUGUUUUCAUUUUUAUUACGACCUAUAUAAUUGCAUGUUUGCAUUAUGAAACGUACAAAGUACUGUCUGUUAGGUUUAUUGUGAUUGGUGCACAGGUACUCCUCAAAUUUUGUAUUCUGAACGUUCCACUUUAGGGCCCUACGCACCUUGCCGUUACAACAUGGAGGAGAAUUUGGCUGAAGCCCCAUUGACAAACUUUGAGGCAGCCUUUUUUAUUGUCUAAUAAAACUCCUGUUUGGGAGUUUGGUCUUGGAUAAGAAAACACUCAAAAACAUAAGUUUUAUUAGACCAUGCAUUUUUUUUUUUUAAAGGAACACGCCAACAAAACACAAUCUACUAUAUUAACACGAAGAAACCCUUCUGGACGUUUAACAGGAAGGUGUAGCCGGGUUAGUUUCUUAAAGCGUUGAUUUUUCUAUUGAAAUCUGCGCUUUUCUAAAAAGAGAACACACUAAACACAGAACUUAAUACUGUUAUUUAUUGGUUUAAUAUUCAUUACUGUGUGUGAUGUCACUGUGUGGUUCUAAAGAAUCACGCGCUUCCUGGAGCUCUGGAGUGCUAAAAGGAAUUUGAAUUUAAUUUUUUUAUUUUUUUUGUUAUUAAAUGGAUUGGUACAGGUAUGGUGGGCACAUUCAUUCCAAGGCUGUGCUCAUUUACCUGUUCAUUUGGGUUUCCCGAUGUCCUGUAAAUGCCUACGACACCUGUCUGAGUGAUGUUGGUUCAGGCGAUUUUAUUUCUAUAUUUUCGUUUAAUAAAGCAGUUGAAUCAUUUUAUAUACUGGAUAAUCUCCUCUAUAUCCUGCGCUGAUGUCCUUACUGACACGGGAAGUAAGGGUUAAGUUGCACGGUUUGCAUUGUCCAACCUGGAUACUAUUGCGGUAACUACAAGAAGUGUAAUUAGAAGAAGUGUACACAUAGCCACAUUAGAGCGAGGGGGAGGGAGGAGGGAUCCGUUGGUUUUGGGGUUAUGCUUUCAGAUCCUAUUUAUUCAGUGUUGCAUGUCUGUAACGUGUCUUGGUUAGUUUAAUUUAUUUUCUAAAAUACGUAUAAUAACCAGUGAUCGGUAUUUGGGAGGAGAAAAUUUAAAUCCUGUUACAUUUCAUACUUCCUAGCUGCACUCCAACAUUUUAUCCCUACUGGUUUUAUAUAGACUAGAUGUGCUUGUCCUGAUUUGUAGUACACGCAAAUUGAAUAAAGGAAAAAAAAAAUCAGAUCUAGUAUUGUUAAAGGGAUAUUCCAGCUACUAUAACCACUUCAACUCAUUCAAAUUUGUGUGGUGUCUAGAGUCCGCUGGCACUAUUCACUAUUCACACACUUAUUUUCAAACCGAUCUUGACUGAAACUGAGUGAAGGUUCCUGAGUACAUGUGGUUCCACCAAAUGCAGGAGUUAUGACGAAUACUGUCAAUAUGCGUGUUUCGGGAAGAUUUUGAAUUCAUGAAAUACUCAGCAAUAAGCAUUGGUUAAAGGGACACUCUGGGCAUUUCAUCUCAAUAAAGUUAUGGUGCAUAGAGGUCCCAGGCACUAUUGUACCUGAAGGAGUUCAACUGAUAACGAAUGGUUUAACCCCAAAGUCGGCAGCAGGCGGGUGAUCGCUCUGUCCAUGCGCUUCCUCUCAGUGUCCACUGCUUAAAUCAGGAAGUCUGGGGAAGGUUGCCAAGUCUGAUAAGUCAUAUAUUUUUAGAUCAUGUGGUUGGUAAAAAAAAAUAAAAAAACAGAAAUGCAAAAAGAGACUGGGAUUUCCUAAACCAAAGUAACCUGUAUUACAUGAAUAUAAAUAUCAAUGUUUCAACCCAUCAGGAUCUUUAUAAAUGUAACAUAAUAAGCCCUAAGCUAGUAGCCAGGUCUCAACUGCUACUGCUAGCUUGGAGGGUCAUAAUCACAUUCACUGAUUGGUCGUUAGUGGAAUCUUUGAGCUGUGUGUGUAUAUGUAACUAUAUUUCUCGAUCUUUGGAAUAAUUAAGAGCAUCACACAGUGCAGAAUAUUAAUGUACCUUUUUUUUUUUUUUUAACCCCUUCAGCUGGUCCCCUUCGUAUAGAAUUCUCAGUGUCUGUGGAUCUAGAAGAAGUGCGAAAGAUAAACCCAAAUGUUCGUGAAGGAGGCCGGUAUACUCCAGAGGACUGUAAGGCCCAGCAGAAAGUAGCACUUAUCAUACCAUUCAGGAAUCGUGAUGAACACUUGAAAUACUGGCUGUAUUAUCUUCACCCCAUACUCCAGAGACAGCAGUUGGACUAUGGAGUUUAUAUUAUCAAUCAGGUAAUUUGCUCAGUUGCUUCUUGAAUUUGUAACUAUGCUGCCACGCUCUAAUUUAGUUUUGUAGUUUUAUGCAUUUGAGUAAACCCGAUAAGGGGGGGUUGUUUGUUAAACACAGAAUUUUUGUGGAUUGGAUGUAGAAUUUCAAAAUUGGGACCAAAUAGCAGAUUAGGGGUAAAAAAAUAAAUAAAUCUCUAGCUCUUAAAGGGGAAUAAGAGCUUCUUUAAACUUCACUGUUUAAUGAAGUAUUACAAAACACUCGUAACCAACUUAUUUUAUGCAAUGUUCUGUUUGUGUUUGAAAAUUUAGAUUUAUUAAAUUACAUUACAAUUUAGUCCGUUCACAGCCUGAACUGUGCUCUAUUUUCUAUGCUAAUUGCCCUGUGCAUAGGACGUUUCUUCUAACAAUGAUUGUCAAGACAGAGGCACCCAAUUGUGUGCAUGUCAUUUUUAUUCUUCACACCUACAUUCACUUUCUAAUUCAGAAUAAAACAGAAGUGUGUGUAAUCUUGGAAAUUUUGGGACGUGAGUGAUCGUUUCUUGUUCACUGUUUAGUGAAUAAUCCCUUGAGUUAAAUUGUAACCAAUUGCUCUGAUCUUUGACGGGUUAAUAACAAUUAAGCGUGCAUUUGUGUUCUCCUUUCUUCAGUCUUCAUGUGGCUUUUUAAAAUCAACUUUUGAAUGGUUGAGUCUGUGAUCCAGUACUGUAUACAAGGAAGCCAGGUUAAAGACAUUUGCAUAAUGUACAAUGUAGCACUUGUGCUCAUAUUUGAGCAAAUGUUAGAUUUGUUUUUCUUUGCAGAAUUAUUUAUUUAUUUUUAAUAAAAUCUUUAGUAAUUUUUGUUUGCAGAAGUCUAAUAAAUUCAAUUUAAAAAAAAAGCCUUACAUAAGCUUUUAGUUAAAGGAACACUAUAGGGCAGGGGUUCUCAACGUUAGUCCUCUGGACCCCCUACCAGUCCAGGAUUUGGGGAUUACCUGGGUGUGUCUCAGGUGUUUAGAAAAAGGGAAAGAAACACCUUAGACUCUAAGGUGUUGUGUUUUUUCUUUUUUUUUUUUCUAAACACCUUAGACACACCCAGGUAAUCCCUAAACCCUGGACUGGUAGGGGGUCCAGAGGACUAACGUUGAGAACCCUUGCUAUAGGGUCAGGAACACAAAUGUUAAAAACACUAGCUUCCAGGCCCAUCCUCCCCCUCACCUCACUUUAAAUAUAGUAAAACGUACCUUCUAUCCAUCGCUGCCCGGACCGUCUGUGCUGGCUCCACCCCCGAUUUCCCUCCUUGGCUGUCCAGAUCAGAAGUGCAUUGGACAUGUAAAAGAUUAAUGUUGACUUUUAACUUAUUUAUUUGUAUCAUUCUGUCUAAACAUGAAUUGGUCACAGAAAAUGGCAGUUGUACCUGUGCACGUUUAACAAACUCCUCUCCCCUACAUGCGCACACUAAUCUGUUCAGGGUGUGCACACUAUUCCAAGCAGGACAAACAAAAUCCACAAUGCCAGAAUACCAGGAAUGAAUCGGUCAUACUAGAUGACUCCUAGAAGAAACAGGAGCAAAAUGUGAUGUAUUUAAAUGAUAUAUUAUUUGAUUAUUGCAUAUAGAUCAGAACACGUGCAUGCAUCCCCUUUCACGUACCACUUCUCUUUGGUUUCCUCUUGGUAAAGAGCACAGACUUAUACAGGUAUCGAACUGCCUUUUGUAGGUAAAAUCCCACCCCUUGCCCCUUAUAGUGCAGCACAGUGCUGCAAUGUGUGUGAAUACUGUAGCACCUAAAGUUGUGCAGAUUUCUUUUAAUCUACAUCCGAACAAAUCCAUUAUUCCCUGAUUUUUGCCUGUGGAGAAGCACUAUAGGGUCAGAAACACAAACAUUAUUCCUGACCCUAUAGGGUUAAAACCACCAUCUAGCCACCCUGGUCCCCUCAUGCCUCCCUAAAUAUAAUAAAAUCUUACUUGUAUUCAAGUCUGGAGCUGCUUGCUUUGUCCCGGUUUCCUUUUGACCUGUCUGCUGACAUCAGCAGAAGUGGUAGCCUGUUCCAGGCACAAUGCUUCCCCAUAGGAUUGGCUGAGACUGACAAAGAGGCAGAUCAGGGGCAGAGCCAGCACAAUUCAAACACAGCCCUGACCAAUCUGCAUCUCAUCAUAGAGAUGAAUUGAAUCAAUGAAUCUCUAUGAGGAAAGGUCAGUGUCUGCUUGCAGAGGGAGGAAACACUGAAUGUUUGGAUGCAUUUUAGGCAGCCAUGACCCAGGAAGGAUCUCUAACAGCCAUCUGAGGAGUGGCCAGUGACGAGACUGAUCCUCUGCAUAAUGCUGGCACAGCAGUGUGCAUUCUCUUGUCGAUAUUGAGCCUACACAUCUGCAGAUAUCUUUUUUUAUUUAUGUUUAGUUUUGUAUUACUUUAUUUUCAUUUAAAUAACAGCAUGCAGGAUGUGUCAGGGAUUUUGCCCACUUUAAACAUGAUGUGAUGGUGGUCAUUGUAAUCACUUACCUUCACGGAGAUAUAGCUACCACUUGUUUUAAACUAUAGGCUAUUAAGCAUAUACUAUGCAGAUUGUAAUACUCACGUCUGUCUCUGUUAUGCCAUAAAACCCUACAUGUAGCGUUUAGACAUUAAAGUUUAUCCAUGAAUGUUGAUUUUAAAACAAAAAGCUGCACAUCUCUUGUCAUAACCUGUAAUAUACAUACAAUUUAUCUUAAUGUCGCAUUAACUACUAUUGUUAUGUCUUUGCAAGCUUGUACACCAAUCUAUGCACUAAAAAAAUAAAGAAUUAUAAAAAAUGUAAUUAAACAGAUAAGGAAGUGUGUACAAGUUUUAUAGGUCUCUGAAAAGACACCACAGAAAGACUUUUAAUUUUUUUGCCUUCUUUUUACACUAGUGUUUUGAAACCAGUUUGCUGUUCUUGCCUUUAUUUGCGUAAACCACCCAAGCACAGAACAAGGUGACCCUUUCCAAAGCACUUUCUUUAAUCAUUUACAAUACGUGCUAAUGUUUUUAUUGUGCAACAUAUUUUUAUUGCACAGUGAUCCUUUAUCUUACUUUGCUGCUGUAGUUUCAAGCAAUUCUUACUUUAAUCCUUUUGUUUACUCCGUGUCGCAAUGUAUGGAUUGUGUUGAUCUGCUUUGUCCAAGUAAAGGUCUCCACAGAGGAGAUGAUCUACAAACCUGUUAGUGCCUGAAGUGCACAAACAGAAUCCGGUCAGGCUAGAUUGCAACUGUAGGUCAAGGGAGCAGCGCCUCGAUAAAGUCCUCAGAUCCAAGUUGAUAUGAAACGAGAGCCUAAAAAAAAGGAAUAUAGUAAAUGUUACUGAUCGUAGAGCGAAGGGGGGGGGGGUGGGGAUUGCACUUGGAUUGUAUGGAACCAAUAAUUGGCUCCUAUUGAUGUGCCUGAGUGGUAUAAUAUCCCCGCCUCUGAAUAUGAACUUUGUAUCUUGGUAUGAGAGUGGUCCAGAUAUAUAGAAAGAAAGCAAACUUGACACUAGUGUAGUGUAGUAUGUCGCAUGUCUUAGUGGGAAUUGUAAGAAAUAUAGCUGUAAAGCAACAGUCACCAUUUGGGGAAGUGCAAACUUGCAUAGUCCCCCGACACAGACAUCUAUGCUAGGAGUUCUGUGGCCGAGGAGGAAGGUAAAGGUAGGAUUUACUUACCUGAACCUGUCCCUCGUGGGCGGGGCCAUCUUGUUCCAGCUGUGUCCUUUUUGGAGCCGACGUCACUGCUGUACUCUUGCGCAUGCACAAGAGUACAGCAUUGAGGUUUAUGAGGAUGCCGCAAGACUGCGAGAUCCUUGUAGACUCUGCCAAUUCCCUGCAGCAGUCACUGCCUAAGAAAGUUGGGCAUAGGAGAAACACAGAAACAAAGUAGUCCCUACUUUAUCUCUGUAUAUUUCUUGACUGGGUUAGAAGUUCACUAAAAUUCCAACACAGUAAAAAUGGGUGGGGUGGUAGUGCUGCUUUAAAGACUUUCAGCCCAAGAUUUUUUAGAAGUUUUUGAGAUCUUAAACGAGCUGAUGGUAGUUUUUCCUUCAUAUUUCAUUUUUUAUUUUUUUAUUUUCUUCAAAGACCAGAUCAUUGAGCACCUUCCAGAUCUGAGGAUUUUACAAAUAUCCAUUCAUUUAGUUUGGCAUCACUUGGUUUUGGAAACGUUUCCAUCACGUGCAAAAACCCUUGUCCGUAGCCUUUGCAAAGUUUUUACAAGCCCCAGUUUGAAUGAAGACAAGACUGGCAGUCUGAAUUAAAAUUUCUAGUACCGUGGAGGUAAUUAAUAAAACUGUGAUACACACUGUGUCGAAACGUAGCCUGUCGUUUUGAUGGCUGAAUAACCCUACAUUGCACCUGAUAAUGCUGUAGCGUUAUUUAUCAUUAUUGAUUACUUUGGAUCUGUUGGAGCAGGGAUUUUGACCUCUACACAGAUUCUAAAAUUUGAACCUUAACAGUGCCCCUUCUGCAUAGCUAUCUCUAGUAGCGUGGAGGUGUUGGUAUAGGAAGAUCUUCAUAGCAGUCAAAUGACCAAUAACCGAAAACGUGACAUGCAACCCUUUUACUUUUUCUUUUCUUGUUUUGUCAUUGUUUAAGUGCUUGGCGAUACAAAUGUGCUUGUAUUGCCACGACAGCAGGUACAAGCUAAGGAAAUAAUAGAGUGUAAAAAUAUCAUGGCAUGCAAGAACCGCACAAUUCUUAUAUUCUGUUCAGGCUAGGUAGAUAUGUCUAAGACUGUGACUCAGACUAGGGGGAUAUAUAUUAGAGACAAGUUAGACAUAGCGAUUUAAGUCGGGCAAGAAACAUUAUAAUAAAAUAUGCUUAGAUGUGUAGCCUAGCUUGUCAUGCUAAAUUGUUCAUUAUGAAUGAUUAGAUGCCCUGUUAAAGGCCUGUGUCUACAGAGAUAUAGCCUGUUUGGAGUAAACUGCUGAAUAUAUAUCAGAACCGCUAUUGAGACCUUUAGGUUAUGCUAGACAUGUAGAAUAAAAGUAUAUAGCUUGUGAACAGCUAGGCUUUCUUUAGGCAACGAGAGUGAUACACCCCCCCACCCCUCCUGUCUCUGCACUAGUCAAAUGGCAUCAUUACAUGCGCUGUAACAGGAGCAAAACUUAUUUGAGUAUUCUGCUUAAAUACGUGAAGGUGAACAGCGGCAGGUACUGUGCCUGGAUUAAAUUCCCAGUCCCCGUCUUCAAGUCAGCCGAUGCCUUGACCGAGAGGGAGUAAGCUCUGUGGGAAGCAUAAAGUCCUCUCUGCAGUUCCCUUUGCUUGGCGUGCCUCUUGGCCCGAUCUGGAUAUGCCUGGACUCCGGGAAGGGCCUGCCAGGUGCUGUCGCUUGUUUGGGACUUGUGUCUGUACAUUCCUCUGACCAACUCUGGCUGGGGGCGGGGUUUAGACAUGUGAGGGUAGACUGGGAUAACCCCCACCGGUCCAAAGGGAGGGGCGGGGGGGCAGGAGAACGAAAGAUCAAAUUCUGAUUAUUGGCGUGUCACGGCAGCAGGAGAGCGGCCUUCCCUCCUGCACCUACCAUGCUAGUAGGCCUCACCAUAGUUCCAGGUGCAUACUGCUUGGGAUGUCCCUUAGGUGGUGUCUUUUUCACCUCAAUGUCAGCUCUCACUUAGUGGCCUUUUGGUGUCGGGUGGUCUCCUUUUCAGUUGUGAAAUUUAGCGUUUUCUGCUUCAUGCAGGAGGUGCUGCUGAGGCUUGCGUCCUCUCAGCUCUGCGGUCAGGCGCCCCCUUCCUCCUCUCUUUAUUUUAUUUUAUUUAUUUAUUUAUUAAAAGAGCCAGGUCUAAAAAUCAUUAGAGGCAGCUAAAAUGUAUUAAAGCUGAUGGCCUCUGUUAAAGGGGGACUUACACAUCCCCGGAUAUUUAAUAUUCCGUUCCUGUCUAUAUUUAACAAAUAUGGAUUUGAGGUAUAAAAUAAAAACAAUCUAAAUGUAGUAAUACUCAUCUUUCUCUUGCAAGUGCGUUCAUCCAUCUUAGCUCCUUGUCAAUCAUUGUUCUCUGUCUGGCAUUAGCUUAGAGAGAGCCUACAGAGAAGAGGUGUAUUGAUGCAGUUUUUCUGGUUGUUUUUUUAUUUUUUUUCCUCUUUAUAGUGUGUUCUUUGGCUUUGCCCUGAUCAUUCUGGAAUGUCAUUUUCCUCCUUUUGUUUUUUUAAAUUCAUAUUUAAAGAUUAUCUCAUGAAAAAAAUUUAACCAUAAAUAGAAGUAUAAUUGAUUUUUCAAUGUUCAACAGUGUAAAUUCUGGAGACCUGACCGUUCCCCUUCUAUGCCUUCAUCAGCCCAUGAAUAGGUCUUCCUCAAGGUCAUGUGUAAAAAGACAGCCACUGUAACGGCUUCAUCUCGUUGGCGUGAUUAUAGUGUUUGGAUCAAGGUGUUUUGAUUUUAGGAUCACGAGAAAAGCCAGUCAAUCCUCCUCACGUUUCUAUUAAGUGUCUGAGCAGAAAAGAACGGCUAACCAUUGAUGGCUUGUUCAUUAUAUUCCCUCCAUGCCUGACCUCCACCCACCACCAUAUUAAUAUUAUAACCGUUACUGUAAGCCAUUUAGGAUUCUAUAAAACUAAAAACUGUUUUCUUCACUAUUCUUCUGGGAUUCUCACUUUUGAUCCCUAUCCAUAGAGAUUUAUUUUAGGGUAUGUGCCAAACCUUAUUGUGAAUAGUUUGUACUCUACUCCCCUCUAUGAAAUGGAAACGCCAAUGCUUUUAUUUUAAUGCUAUUUGAUUGACUUUACAUUCUCAUCUUUACAGUGUCUUUAAAACGGCAGUUAAAACAUUUACAUUUUGCUAAUAUGGUCUUAUCAUUCCUUGCAAACACCAUAAAGCUUAUUAAAGGAAUCCGGUGUCUAAUGGCGCGAUGUGAGGUGUGGUAUUUAAUUAUGGUACAAGUGACUCACUUAUUUAUUUGUAAAAUAUUUUACCAGGAUGUAGAUAUUGAGAUUUCUCUCAUUUUCAAGUACGUCCUGGAUCUUUGUACACAAAACAUUGCAUUGUUACAAUGGGAUACAGUAUUACAAAAAUACAAUAUACAAACACACAUAACAGGUAAUAAAUAUAUUCAACCACGACAGGUGCAUUCUGUGCUGAGGUAUAUUGCCAUAGAUCUCUUAAAAGAUUUUAGAUUGAAUGAAGAUUUGACUGUGUCCCUGAGGUUAUUCCAUAAUUGCGGUGCUCUGUAGGAAAAGGAGGAUCGAGUCACUUUAUUUUUGUAUUGCAGUAUGCUAAAUAUCGUGCUAGUACUGGAUCAAUGGUUAUAGGAGGUGGGAACAGCCGGGGAGAGCAUUCUGCUCAGGUAGGGUGGGAGCUUCCCAGAAAUGCUCUUAUGCACAAGGCUGGAUAGAUGAAGAUUGCGUGGGGAUUCCAGGGACAGACAGUUUAGCUCUUUUAACCUGUCACAGUGAUAAUUACAUUCUAGUACAAAGCGGCAGAACAAAUUUUAUAAUGUAUUAAGGUGGGUUUGCGGUGCGAAUGUAUAAAUUACAUCCCCAUAAUAAAUGACCGGCAUUAGCAUCUGUUUCCUUACUGUAUAGCUUAGGCAGGAUUUGUUUCUGUACAUGGCACCUAGUUUUGGGUAAAGUUUUGAAGAAAUAUUUUCAAUGUGAAGACCAAAGGAUAGAUUGGGGUCUAUGAACAUACCUAAAUAUUUAAAAGAAGCAGACUGCUGUCAGUGUGCUAUUUGAAUUUGUUCUGAUACACCGUUGUCAAUUUUGUAGUUUACUUAAUUUAGGUACAGUUCCAAAGAUCAUUGCAACGGUUUUGUCAGUGCUUAGGAAGUUUCAUCUGCCUCGGUGAAUUGGUUUUGGAGCACAGCCUCAAGCUGCGAUAGCUUGGGUUUACUAGCGUAGAUUAGUGUCGUCUGCAUGCAAGUGUACAGUUGAGGAUUUGCAGACGUUGGUCAGAUCAUUUAUAAAUAAUGUGACUAGCCGGGGGCCGAGUAUGGAGCUUUGGGGGAACAUCACACAUGACUAGAAGAGGGAGGAAAGCGCUAUCAGAAAUGGCCACAUAUUGCAAUCGGUCUGAAAGAUACGAUCGAAAACAAUGCCUGACUUUUUACGUUUUUGCAAAAGAAUGCCAUGGUCUACUGUGUCAAAGGCCAAAUCAAGGAAAAUAGCUCUAGUUAAGUCUCCUUGUUCCAUGCCAAUUUGGAUGUCAUUGCAAACUUUUAAGAGGGGAGUCGAAGUUGAGUGAUUUGGACGAAAGCCUAAUUGAUCAGGGGUCAGCUAAUUUGAUCGUUAAUAUUCACAUAGUUGCUUGUGGAUGCGUUUUUUCCAAGAUUUUUUGACAAUACAGGGAGCAAUAAUAUCAGGCGAUGGUUAGAUACCAAAGUAUUGUCACCACUGUUAUGGAUAGGUACAACUUUUGCAGUCUUCCAAAGUUUGGGUAUGUAUCCUGACUCCAGGGAUUCAUUGAUAAGGGUAGUGAUAGGUUUAGCAAUUGUUGGGAUUUGAUCUGGUCCACACUGGUCUUUCAAUUUUAAAGAAAGACAUUAAGAUGUCUAUUAACGACACUAACAGUCACAGGUCUAAAAUUGAAUUUCUCUAAAUGAGGAUUUUGAAGAUUUGGCAGGGCCUGUUCUUUGUUUGCGAUCUGAAAAGGAGUGUCAAUUGUUACCUUCACAACUAGGGUGGCAGCACAUCCAACAAAGGCAUUUGCUACAUCUAGGGGGUGUUGCAGUGUUUGGUUGUCCGUUUUGACAGUGGGUGGCUGUGAGUGGAUUGUGGGAGUUUGUAUGCUAUUUAUUAUUUUCCAGGGGUUUCUUGGGCUUGAUAGGUUGUUCAAAUUUUCACUGAAAUAUUGGCCUUUGCCAUUUUUGUUUGUUUUUUUUGUGCAUGCGUUUCGCCAAUGUCUGUAAGUACAGUGAUCGUUCAUGGAGCCAGUACGCUUGAACUUUGACCACAGUGAAUCUCUAAACUGAUACAUUUGAAUGAAGUCAGCUGUAACCCAGGGCAGGUGUGUCCCUUUUAGUCGCACUGUACGCAGAAGGGCAUGCAAAUUCCAAACUGGCAAGAGCUUUCACAACUAAAUGCUGGAUUAAACCUGUCUACACCAUUUUCCACCCUGUCUGUACAAGAUAAAAGAAUUUCUAGACUAGUAUAGACUUGCUGCAUUUUCGAACUUCUGUUUCCUUAUUCUGGCAUUUGACGAGGAAUGCACCUACCUUGGUUAAAUAUCUACCUGUUAAACACUUUUUAGUAUUAAAAACUAAAUUUUAUAUGGUUAUACUGGAGUUUAAUUUUAAUGCAACACAAUAAUGCUAAAUGUAUUUUUAAGAUUCAAGUGUUCCGUUUUUAUUUUAUUUUUUUUUGUUUAGAUUACUAGGAGCCCCCUUUUUGUUAUAGGGGGAGGGCGGAGGGGGAGAGAAAAGCGAUAAAACGUAUUACGUGCGGUGACAGUCUUCUCGGCUUCUGUGGCCACUCCACCCCCAAUGACUCGUGUCCAAUCCAAUGGUUCCUAUAGAAAACCAGCCAGGCAAAAGGGUGGUUAGCUAUGCAAAAAAGACACCUUAUGUAUUGGAUUUGGUGCUUAACGUGUCCCUGUAAGCACCGUAAGGGUGUUGGUUGUGCCUGGUGCUUAUUUCACUCCCUCCCCCCCCAAAUGUCAGUAGUCAAACUAAUUUUCUCAUGGAAAUGGGAACUUUGUAAAAAAGUGCCGUUAAGAUGAGAUUUUCAGCCGGUGAACCAUUGCUUGCAGGUCAGGCAAUUUGAUUUAUUUAUUAUUUUUUUUUUAAUUUAACGACCCUCUCUCACAAAAGCCCCAAAAUGAUAUAUUUUGAAUAAAUAUUUUGCAAAAUAGACUUUGUAUUCACGUAACAUUUUUUUCAGUUUAUGAAAUGUAAGCACCCUUAGUUUGUGCCAAACAAAAUAUUUUAUCGUGCAUGUAAACCUGACCUAACGAUGGCAGUGUUAAUUAGCUUUUGAGUUUGUUUUUGUUGUUGUUUUGAGUAAUUGUCGAUUACUCGAUUUGAUUGGUGAAUGACGUAUAAUGGAAACGCCCAUUUGACCAGAAGACCAGUUAGUUAACGUCUAGUCGGUCUGAUUUGCUGACUGCAUGCCCACUUGCAAGUUUGCUGUUUUUGCAGGAAAAAAAAAAAUGCCUUCCUGUCUUGACUAUUGUUGACUUGACUAUUGCUGACUGUUUCUUUCCUGUUAAUGUUUUUUUUUCCUUUCCCUCUCUUAAGUAUAACUGUAGAUAAACCAUUACUGAAGACGAGCACAUUACUUUCACUUUCCUGUCCUCUACAUCCUGUCUUGCAAAAAGCAGAAGUGUCUACACCUUUCUGACUGCUAAACCGGGUAAUGUGAAUAACCAAAAAAAAAAAAAAAAAAUGCAAACUGACUGAGGGGGAGGAAGGGGUGUGUGUGUAUGUAUGUGUUUUCUGUACUUGUUGUUUUUUUGUUUUUUGUGUGCGUGUGCUUUUAAUUUGUUUCUGAUUUUAAACCCAUAUUUACAAAAGUAUACGGAGUCAAGCUGUGAAUUUCAGGUAAAUAGUGAAGUUACAUAAAGGGGUACUCUAAGCACCAUAACCACUGCCGCUUAGUGCUGUUUAUUAUAAUUAUAAUAAGAAAGUAUUUAACCAGGAAAGGUACAUUCGGAUUACUCUGGUUUUUCAAGUACGUCCUGGGGAUGUUACCGUAGCCCAACAUCCAGGGGUUGUUACUAUUACCCAAUUUAAUGGUACUCAUUUUAUAUUGUGCCUAAUGGAUGACUGUAGUGGUUAUGAUGACAAGAGUCAUGGUACACAAUGAGCUGUAGUAAAUGUGGUAUUUAAAAUGUUCUUCUAAGUUGGCCUAAUUGGUGUAAUGCUUGAUCUGUGAAUGCAAAUGAAGUUUUGUGUCCGUCUUGCUGUGGAACAACUUUAUUUUGUUUGCUAGUUAUUUAAAAAAAAGAAAUUGAGGCCAUUUCCACACACAAAAAGUCGCCUGAUAGCAACAUGAAUUCUUGUCUUCAGAAACGUCUUGUAGUUUAGUAUGACAAAGGGACACUCCAAGCGCCAUAACCACUGCAACAUUCUAUAGUGGAUAUGAUACCAAGAGUAACUUGCUCAAACCCAUUGUAAACAGUCUGUUUUUGAACAGGAUGACUUCUUACCUAAGGUGGGGGGGAGGAGGAGGAGGAGGUAGUGUUCUGUAGUAGUGACUUCCAUUGACCUCUCCAUAGUUAAUCUGCUAAGCAGGGCUGGCUGAGAGACAUGAGCGGACUUUCUUCCCAAGAGCUAAACCCUGCAGGCUUUGCUCAGGAAGCUGCUACCACUGGCUAGGGAGUAACGAAGCAUGAUGGCGUCACAGAUUGUGAUUCUAAGAUAUUUAACGCAUUUCAAGUAGGGCUGGCACUAAUUAUUUUCAUAAUUCUAUUAGUCUGCCAAUACCUUUCAAUGAAUCAGAUAAAAAAAAAUAAAAAAUUAACCUGCUCUUAAAAUGAGAUAUAUUUAUAGUUUGAAUGUUUUACAUAUUACAAUUUAUACUUUUUUUUUAAAGUCCAAAGCACUAAGGAUUGCAUAUCCGUAAUAGGACAAACCCCCUACACAGUACAAAUGAUCAACAAUAGCAAGCGGCUCCUAGCACAAAUCAAUUCAAAUAACCCCCAGCAGCAGAGUGUUACUAAGCUCAGCACUAUAUAUAAUGCAAAGCAUAGUGUCCAAUCACCUGGUUUAAUAGUAACAAUCUUAGUGAGGACUAUUUAGGAGUUUCCCGGGUGAUCUAAUCACACAUGGGCCUUCUCCGCUCGGCAUCUCUCCGAAAUCGUUCUUAAACACCACCCAUGUCACAUCAGAUAAUGUCCCGGCACCUUUAUCUGUAGAACACAGCCUCUCUCCUCUGUAAACUCCUGCUAGACUAGAUAUUAAAAAUUAAAGUCACACGUUUGUCACGGUUUUCUUAGGACUUUAAUGAGUUUAGUGUAUUUGUAAUAAGACUUCUCACAACAGGCGUAAAGCAGUGCGUAUACGUGCCCCGUGCCAUAAGCACACCUGCUAAUCGAUAAUGAGAUACAUUGUUGAGAACUUCCCCAAUUGAUGAUUGAUUUUUAUUGAUUUGUUUUUUUUUUUUUGGUUUUCUUUUUGAGGUGCUUCAUGUUAAAAGUAGGUUCACUUUAAAAUAUGCUGCUAAGCAUGGUGGUAAUGUCCAUUGAGUAUAAUCCAUAUGUCCUAGUUUUAGAGUACUAAAGUCGGCUUUAGUGUUUAAAGUUCAUUCAGCGUAACUGAAUUAUACCAACAAAAAAAUGUUAUGUCAGUGUGUGCAGCCUAACUGGUGACACAGUGAAACUACUAAAUACUUUGUGCAGCUCUCUUAAAACGUCUGUAUUCAAUAUUUAUUAUUUUUUUUUUGGAGAGGAGUCAACUCUUCUGACUUUUAUUUGUCUCAAUGGUUCUGCUUGACUUACCAGAAAGUCACGCGUCUACACCUUUGCAUUGCAAAUAUUCAAUGGCGCGCAAAAAAGUGUGAACGUUGGCAAGUAGUGUCAUUCUUCGAUUACAUUUUAUGAGCGCUUAUUGACAUGGAUAUUUUUAAUAUUUCAUUUUACCAUAUUCUGAGAACAGUAUUGAAACAGAUGCCGAAAGCGGAUACCUGGGUGACAGGUGAGGUAUCCGUUCGUGGGAACAAAAAGAAAGCCUUGUAUCCUGAUGAUGGUUAAAACGCGUGAUGUGUUAAAGCUGAGAGAUGAUCUGUCAGUAUCCACUAGAGAACAGAACAAAGGCUACAAGAGAAACACCUGGGGCUAUAAACAAAAGACUUGAACAAUAUUGCAUCUUGUCCUCAGAAAGUAAAUUUAGCUGUAAUUUGAAAUCUAUGCAUACUGUCAUAUAGUAUCAAAAAUAUAUUAAUUUUUUUUUGUUAUAAAGUACAAGAACGUUGGCCACUAAAUUAUCCUUUGGUUCUUGCACGAACCAUAGCCCUAUUCUUUACCUGGUAGUCCAAACGGCAGCUUCUUUACCUGGUAGUCCAAACGGCAGCUUCUUUACCUGGUAGUCAACUGUACUUAUUUUAUUUAUCUAGCCUGUCAAGGUCCAUUAAAGUGAUUUACCUUAUGACCUGGCAAUCUUUACUUUCAAACUGAAAAUAGACAGAUAAGAGCUCUUUACAUGCCAUAUGUUUAAUUGCUUGUUAAAAUUUUUUUAUUGCUAAAGUACUUUUUGUCUGAGGUUUUCAUAGCUGUUUAUGUAUUGAUUUUACAACAAAUCAGCGCUUUUAUAACUCUGCCAAAAACUCCUUUCUGACCUUUAGACAGUGAAUUUUUCUCUCUCUCUUCCAAAGCCAAUGAAAAGGUCAGGUGCACUGUGCUAGUAGUGCGUGCCUGACUUUUCCCCCUCGUGAAUCAGCUGUUGUAAAGUUCAUUAAGAUGCACAGAUGCUUCUCAAUGCUCUGGCUGAAGUAUUUUCCCCGCACAAAAUGAAGGUCUGUGCUAGGGUUAAAGGGGAGUGCUUGCAAAGGCUGCAGACAGUAGGUCUGCAGCUUCGGCAAGUUGUUUAUUCAUAUAUUCUCAAUGAAAACCUGCAAGAGAAAAAUGUAUCAUGUUUGUUUUGGGGUAUAUCAACUAUCCUGUUAAAGAAACACUCCAGAGUUUUUUUUAUUUAUUUUUUUUAUUGUCCUCUCACAACUAAAGGUUAGCUUCUCGAUCCAAGUAAAUAUCGGACUGCUAUUUUAGGGUCGAGAAGAAAUUUUUUCCUAGUUUGCUGCAAAAUUGGAGCCUCAGCCUGGGUUGUUUUGCCUUCUUUUGGAUCAACGGCAAAAACAUAUGUGAGAGAGGCUGAACUUGAUGGACACGUGUCUCUUUUCAGCUAUGUAACUGUGGAUAUUUAAUUUAAAUUGUUACCAUGUUUAAUAGAUUGUAAGUUAAAUGCUUAACUAGAUGUCUUGGAGUUUGGUUGUUUUUUUAUAGCGGUUUUAUAGUUUUUAUAAUAUGCGAUAUACUAGUGCACAACUGCAUAAAUAUAGUUUUCAGUGCUUUUGCUGUAAACGUUCACCCCCACUGAUUUCAAGAGCAAAGAGAGUACCUGUGCAAGCUUGACUCCACUUAUAUAGGUGUGUGUAGUUCUUUGUGUUGCAAGGAUUUUUGCAAAGCCUGUAUCCAUUGGAAGAGUAACCUAGGAGAUGUGUUUUUUUUAUUUUGUCUCUAAAGACUAGUUUAUCAGAAACAUGUGAGCCCAAUCACCCUGGGGACGUGAAGCAAACACUAUAUUCUUCAGUAUAAUUAGACUUUUUCCUCUUUCCCAUGGGUUUCGUAUUUCCCCCUGGACAAAUCAUUCUUCAGAAUGAAGUAAUCCUCGACACUAAAGACGUGGGUGACUUUUUAUUGUCGGUCUGUCUUUCCAUUUUCCUAUGUGGGAAUAAAUGGAGUAUCGCAGGUGGAAGGGUUGAUACUUUGCAGAACAUGAAUGGAAGUAAAUGAAGAUUGGUCCUCUGGGAGACUGUGCGUGUUUCAGUUCCACCCAAUAUAAAUUGAUCCGUUGUGAAGUCCCUGUUGGUAGUACGCUUUGAAAAUGGGUUAUGUUGCUUUACAGCUGUAGGCUACAUCCUCAUUGGUUUACCUUGAUUAAAAUAUACCUGUCAGCCCAAAAAUGUGUGGUUGAAAAGUUCUGUUUCUUGUGGGUAUAUACACAUUUUUUUAUAUACAUUAUACUUGUAUACACAUGCUUGAGAUUUCACAUUAAAAGAUCUAUUUCGUCAAACUUUUAUCUUCGGCCUCCUCCACGACGGUUGCUAUCCCGGCAGUGUUGGAUGUGUCCUUUUGGUGCCCUAAGAUUAAACACACUCUAAACCUAAUUAAAAAGAAAUCAUCAUAAUCUGAUUUAAAAGCCAUGUCUGAAGACAAUCUAGUCUAGUGGACUGUGUAUUAAAGCGACAUGGUCACCCCCAUAUUAAAAAUUGGUAUUUCAUAAAGAUGGUAUCUUUAAUAAAUAAUCUUUGGCUCUGUUAUUCCAGCCCAGUCAAGAGAUAUACAGAGACAAAGUUUAGACCAUUUUGCCUCUUUAUUUCCCCUCCACCUCACAUUUCCUUAGACAAGGCAGUGCCUACGUGUCAAGACCUGCACCUGUCAUCAGUGACCGCUGCAGGGAAUUGGCUGUGUCUGUGAAAGGACCCUGCAAUCUUGCGGGAUUCCCUAUAGGCCUCAUUGUUGUAUGUCUUUUUCAUGCUUGAGAGCAGAGGAGCAGCACGACCAAGAUGGCGUCACCUGCGAUUGGCAUGUUCAGGUAAGAAAUCUCACCUUUAAUUGCCCCCCCGUGGACACCGGACCACCAGCAGCUUUGUCGUUUCUGAGCGAUUUUGCGAAUUCUGCAAAGUCUCCUGAUGUUAACCGUGCCGCUUUGAGUAUAAAUGUUUGUUAAACUGCACAGUUUUAGUUUUACAUUAAAGAAUCACUGUAGGGUCAGGAGCACAAACCUGUAUUCCUGACCCUAUAGUGUUAAAACCACCAUCUAGCCCCCCUGGGCCCCUCAUGCCUCCAUAAAUAUAGCAAAAUCUUACUGUUUUCAAGCCACAAGCUGUAACUCUGCAUGAUGUUAGACUCAGAAAAACAAGCAGUCUGCUGACAUCAUCAGAAGUGGUGGCCUGAUUCAAUCACAAUGCUUCCCCAUAGGAUUGGCUGAUACUGACAAAGAGGCCGUUCAGGGGCAGAGCCAGCAUGAUUCAAACACAGCCCUGGCCAAUCAGCAUCUCCUCAUAGAGAUUAAUUGAAUCAGUGUCUGCAGUGCAUGCAGUGCAUGCAGAGGGAGGAGACACUGAAUGUUUGGAUGCAUUUUAGGCAGCCAUGACCCAGGAAGGAUCUCUAACAGCUAUCUGAGGAGUGGCCAGUGAAGUUAUCCCUAGGCUGUAAUGUAAACACUGCAUUUUCUCUGAAAAGACCGUGUUUACAGCAAAAAGCCUGAAGGUAAUGAUUCUACUCACCAGAACAAAUUUAAUAAGCUGUAGUUGUUCUGGUGACUAUAGUGUCCCUUUAAUGUGAGAUUACACACAGCAUUACACCUGUAUAGAAAAACCUGCUAUAGCUCUGAAACAUUUAACUUUUAUUUUAAAAAAAUAAAGAAAAAAUGCUGGUGUAAUAAAGGCAUUUUUGCAUCCAGUAGUACAAAGUAACUACAUAAUGAUUGCCUGGUGGUAUUUGAGACGGUCUUGCUUGAGUUGUAUGGAUUUAAUAGUUUUUAGAGUCACACAAUGUAUAUUCAUGCUGCUCAUUUGCAUAUGAAUGAUGCAACGUGAUCCUGGGAAACAGUAGUUUUAGAGCAGUUUAAGUGCACAUCAAUUGCCUCCUUAUUGGGGACAAUAAUUAACGUUUUCAUUUAAUUAUUAAAAAGGACAAGAGAGACUGACAAAUUCCGUUGUUAAUAAAUUCAGUGCAAACUAUCAUUACACUAUAUAAAAUUCUCUUGUGGGAGUGAGAAAUUUGUCAGAAGAGGUGACUAUAAAAAAAAAAGAAGAAAAAAACUAGUUAAAUAACCCAUAACUGAAUGGAGCAGGUAAUCUUUCUAGUGAGUAAAAUAAUAGGUUGCUGUACAAAAUACUCGGCACUGUGCCCUUUCACCUGCUCGAGGGAGCUUUGUGGUCUGCACCUCCAUCAGUAGCAGACUUCACUUCAAGAGCUCAUUUGCGGACCCUGGCACUGUUCAGUUUCUCAAGAUCACCACAACCAGCACUCUGAAUCAUUAACUGAGUGACAGACUGCCACGGAGCCCUUAAAGUGGUCUGCACCUGAUAUUGGAUCAGACCACAAUGCUUCCAAAGGUAAGCAGGAUGGUGGCAGAACACACACUCCCAAUACACACAUGCACACAACACUCCGCCACACUCAGACUGUCCUAAACACACUCAAACAACACUUAGACUUAUCUGCACACCAUACUUGGAACCCCCCACAUACAGCUCUUACCACCAUUACAUACAUACAACACUCAGACACCACACACACUCUCACAGAAUCUGGGCAACCUUAAUCUGGCUUUGCCAAUACAAUAAACCACUUAAAGUGUAUACUCUUGGGUUCCCUCCUCUCACCUUCCCCUAUUAAAUGUAUUUUCAAUAAAUGAUUUUUAGCUUUUCUGGAGAGCCACCUAAAGAUGUUGAAGGGAAGGGGUUUUUAAGAAAAGUAAGAAACUACUACAAAAUCUGGUGUUGUAUUUAAGGAAACCGAAACGAACAGGUUUUAUUUUAUAAUGUGCAGCUGGCGAUGGGGGAAUAAUAUGUCCUUUUUGCAUACAACAGUUUCUUAAACUGCCAUUUUCUGUCUUCGUUCCAUUUAGUUUGGUGUAGGUUUUAUUUGUUAAUUUUUUGCAAUACUGGAAACAUCUUCUGUGUUUUCUGUUUUAUCCAUCCCUCUCCCAAUGACCGUAUAAAAUCUGAGAAAUCAAGCUUUAUAGUUUUUGUACUGUAUGCUGUUUAAAACUUGAUCGUACUUUACAGUUUAGCAUCAUUGCCCCAGAGACUCUGUUUAAAUGCUAAUUGGCUAUUUGGCGUAUCACGUGACUCUUCAAGCAGGGGGUGAAGCGUUAAAGACUUCUCUGUCCACUUCUCGCUACCCUUAGAUGCUAUGGUUUGAUCAUUUUUGGUCAGCCACUUUUUUGUUUUUGUUACAUUUUAAGCUACAAUUGGCACAACCUAAACUAACACUUUAAUGUUCGGCUGAACAAGAACUAAAGAUCUUGACCAUAUCCACAUGGUUUAUUUACCGUGGCUUAUAUAUAAAAGCUCAUCCAUGAGAGAAAAGGUGUAAUGGGGAUAUAACUUGUCACUGCAGAUGUGUAAUAUGAUUCCUUGUAUUUUAGGUUGACUUUUUUUACCUGGGGACUCCUGGGUGUCUAUCCCUGCCCUUUCCCUACAGUCGUGAAAGCUUGUAGCUAGUCAGUGAGCUUCCAUUGACUCUCUCCUAAGCCAUGUCCUGCAAUGCUCAUCGCUCUCUGCAAACAAGUUAAGGCCAGCGAUGCUUUCCUUAGGGAGAGAACGUCUGGCUCUCUUUGAGGUAGAGAGCAACACUGGGCUUCCCUUAGGCAGGAGCGUCUGGCUCUCUUUGAGGUAGGGAGCAACGCUGGGCUUCCCUUAGGCAGGAGCGUCUGGCUCUCUUUGAGGUAGGGAGCAACGCUGGGCUUCCCUUAGGCAGAGAGCUUCAGGCUCUCUUUGAGAUAGGGAGCCGUGUUGGGUGGACCUCAGGUAAGAAGUCAAACUGUUAGAAAGAACGUGUGAGUUACAGCCCCCAUUUAACGCUUUGCAACAUUUAUAAACAAACUUGGGUAAUUACAUUUCAAAUGUCCUCAGGUGAUGCACAGAAGCCAUAGUUUUAAGGUUGUAUCGAAUGCCCUUGUGCUGUCUCUGUUAACCCCUUAAGGACUCUACUUCUGGAAUAAAAAGGAAUCAUGACGGAAUAUUUCCGUCAUGUGUCGUUAAGGGGUUAACCACAUCAGCACUCUGCUAGGAGAAGGAAUGUAAAACCAGGCUUUUUUAUCGCUUCUAAUGCUCUGUUAAUGCUGGUCUUUGUGAUCAAACUCUGCCUUAUGGAUUGCAAAUGGGUUUCUUAACACCAUCCUCAAUAGAUGCGCUGUAGUCAUAACCUUAACUUGUUUAGAAGAGUCAUACAAAGCUUGUGAUAUGACACACCUGAAACAGUCAUAUAUACAUUUUGUAUAUACUUAAACUGUGUGCAAACAGUAGUAUCAAAUAGAAAUUUUAAUGCAUAUUUUCUUUCUUUUUAAGGAUGGAGACAUCACCUUCAACCGCGCCAAAUUGUUAAACGUCGGCUUUGCAGAAGCAUUGAAAGAGUACGAUUAUCAGUGCUUUGUCUUCAGUGAUGUCGAUCUCAUUCCAAUGGAUGACCGUAACAUUUACAAAUGCUAUAGCCAGCCCAGGCACUUAUCUGUGUCUAUGGACAAGUUUGGAUUCGGGUAAGACACAAUUUUAUCCAUUUUUCUUCUCACUGCAUAUAGUAUCAUACCUCCCAUCUCUGUCAUCCCAAGAAGGGGGAUGCUGAAGGGGGGAUGGGAGGUAAAAGGGGCGAUCCAUUGACGCAAUCUCAUUAGGACCAGGUUCUCCUGAAUUACUGUAGUUGAACGCACACUAGGCUACCUGCCAAUCAUGUACGGCCAGUUUUGACUUGUUAAUUAUAGCAGCAGCCCUGGAUGAGCAGUAAUGUUUCUGAAAGAAACUGUUUUGUCACAUCCAUAAGAUCAACACCUAAAUUAAUGACCCAUUCUCUUUAAAGGGGGUCUGUUAUUUCUAUAUGGAAUUUACACCAUUGAGUAAUACAUUGAAAAUCGCACGUAACUCAUGUGGACUUUAGUUUUACGAGGUGCUGUUUUCUUUUUAGUUUGUAGUAAAAGCUUAACAAAUUGCAUUCUUAAUCCUGUUCAGACAAGGCAAAGCCUAUGCAAACAUUGCAAAUGAAGAAGAGAAAUAGAAAUAUUGUUUGCGCUCUCUGUGUGGACUGCCCGGUUCAGUGGACAGAGCUGCUAACAAUGAUUGACAGGAAGCCCCAGAUAGAGGCAGUCAGUGGCAAGAUACAGAGGUGGAAAUUUGUGCAUUUCAUUUUAUUUUUUAUUGGCACUGUAGUGCAUGGUUUAAAUCUGGGUUGGGUAACCUUUCGCCCUCCAGAUAUUAUGGACUACAUCUCCACUGAUGCUUUGCCAGCAUUAUGGCUGUAAGAGCAUUAUAGGAGAUGUAGUGCAAAACAUAUGGAGUGCCGACGGUUCCCCAUCCCUGAUUUAAAGGUUACUCCAACCACCGUGACUACUUCAGCAUUCCUUCUGAGCCAAGGAGAGUGGUUCUCUGAGCUGGAUUCCAGAUAAAUGUAUUCUUAAAUUGCAGGGUUUUACAGUGAGAACCCAAUUGCUAAUGCAAAGCAAGGUACUGCAAAGUGAAAUAUAGAUUUAUUUAAAAAGGGUUGGAGUAACCCUUUAAACCUCACCGUGAGGUCCUAAUUUUACUUGGCACACAGGACUUUGCUGAGCCUCCCUUUUCAGCCUGUCUGUGUGUGAGUUCCUAACAGAUCAGGUAGCACGUCUCUACAGGUAACACACCUCUACAGGUAACCAAAUCCAGCACGACACCUGUACUUUUUAUUUUAAUUUUAUUUAUUUUUUAUAUGUGUGUGCAAUUGUUGCUAGGUUGGUUUUUUGUUUUGUAAACAGAGUAAAGCUAACAGGAUGAAAAGCAGUUUAGCGUUUUAAAGGCAUGCUCUGACAUUUAUAGAAUAUGUAAACCAGUUACCAGUUUUUACCUAGAUCAUGCCUGAUGAUACGUUUUAAAUGGCAGUGAGACAACCUUUAUUGCAAUCUUUUACAACAGAGUGAGAGACAUAAGUUUUACAAGUAGAAAAGCGGCAAUCUGAAUGAAAACUGGCCGCUUUGUUUUUUUUUUUGUGUGUGGUGUUUUUUUUUUUCUUUUAUAAAUCUUUCUUUUUUUAGCCUCAGCCUAUACUGCAUUAUUUUAUAAUUAUUGUGUUUUUUUAUCAUUGUUGGAAAAAAGUGCUUGUGUAUAUGUUUGGAUAUUAUGGUGAAUAUAAAUAUAAUCUUUAAUUGUCUGUCCCUUUUUUCAAUGGAUACAUUGUGUUUUAAAAUGCCAUACUGCACAGUGGAAACCAGCUUGUUUAUUAAAGUACACCCUGUCACAAAUUCUGUAACUCUCCUUUUAAAGGGAUUCUAUAGUCAUGCAGACCAUUUCAGCUCAAUGAAGUGGUCUUGGUCCAGUGUAAAACCUGCACAAAUUUUUUUUUUUCUCCUCCCUCUCUUUGACCCCUGUCUCUCUCUCUCCCCCCUCACCCCCCUUUUCUCCCCACCUCUUCGUCAUAUCACUAUUUGCUCAAUAACUGGAACAGUUAAUGAACAGAAAGAACCCCAUGUAUCAUAUGACAUGUAAAAGGCCAUAAAAUAAAGCCAAGGGACAAUCGCACUAGCUGAUACUUGUCUAAUCCACAGAAAUUGUAUUCAGUGGCCUUAAAUAAUUUUCCAAUUUACAUUUUUUUCGACAGAGAAAUGAAACAUUUUGUUGAACACAUUUUUGUUUACACUGCGAUACCAUUUAAAGUUUAACUUUGAGUUGCGUCUCGUUGACUUUCUAUUUUGACAUUUGUUUCUUAUCUCAUUCAGCACGUGAAUGGGUUUAGGUCUAGUCACCGUGUUAAAUUAACAUUAGGUUAAAAAAAAAAAAAAAAGACCAUUUAGCUCGACUUGUGUGUAUAACUUAUCCUGAACAAACUUGCACAGCAGGCCAAGCAGCGUAUUAAAACAAAGUUAAGAGAGAUCCAAAAACAUUGAUACUGUUGCAUAUAUUCCAUUUUGGAAAAUGGAAAAUGGAAAAUGUCACAUAACCAACCUUUGACAAACACAAUUCUACUAAAACAAUAACUUUGCUGUUUUAUUAAUGUUAGCAUUAUACUGUAUCUGUCAAUAAAACCGGUUUGUCAUAUGUGUAGCAUGUUGGUAGUACUGCUUUAUCUUUAUUUAUUUUAUUUUUAUUUUUCAGUCUGCCGUACAAUCAGUACUUUGGAGGUGUAUCUGCCUUGAGCAAGGAUCAGUUUACGAAAAUAAACGGAUUUCCAAACAAUUAUUGGGGAUGGGGUGGCGAAGAUGAUGACAUAUACAAUAGGUGAGUUAUUUUCUUUAAAGGCAUUAAAGACCAUAUACCACGUUUGCGGGAUUUAAUACCUUUUUAUGGAUUCAGAAGGAGCGUGCAUUUUACUUGAUAACAAAAGAAAACAAUAAUAGACUGACUGACUCACUGCUGGUCUUGUGUAUCCAUGGUUAGAAACCACAGGAAUGUAGUUCUCAUUUUUGUUUACGGUUGGGCUUUAAAAAUGCUUAUGGAAAUUAGGAGCCCAACAAAAUGUUCAGGAAUCGGAGAGGGAGAUGACCACGUUGGACAAUAGGCCUUUAUCACAAUCUAUGGUUUGAUAAAUAAUGGCUGUUAUUGAUCUCAUUUGAAGGGAUACUUUUGACAUUAUUAAAGGACCACUAUAGUGCCAGGAAAACAUACUCGUUUUCCUGGCACUAUAGUGCCCUGAGGGUGCAGCAGCAGACCCCCUCCCGCCCGGCUCUGGAAAGGGGAAAGGGGUUUAAACUUACCUUUUUCCAGCACUGGGCGGAGAGCUCUCCUCCUCCGAUCCGCCCCCUUGGCUGAAUGCGCAUGCACGGCAAGAGCUGCUCGCGCAUUCAGCCGGUCACAUAGGAAAGCAUUUACAAUGCUUUCCUAUGGACGCUGGCGUGCUCUCACUGUGAAAAUCACAGUGAGAAGCACGGAAGCGCCUCUAGUGGCUGUCAAUGAGACAGCCACUAGAGGAUUAGGGGGAAGGCUUAACCCAUUAAUAAACAUAGCAGUUUCUCUGAAACUGCCAUGUUUAUUAAAAAAUGGGUUAACCCUAGCUGGACCUGGCACCCAGACCACUUCAUUAAGCUGAAGUGGUCUGGGUGCCUAGAGUGGUCCUUUAAAUAGAAAAAAAUAAAAUAAAAAAACCUUACAUCUUGCAUUAAACAAUUAUCCUAAAGCAAUCCAGAUCAAGGAUUAGAUGACUUAUUUGGAAAUACGUUUUUAUUUAUUUGCGUAUUUUGCGUAAAUCAAACAGUGAGACUCACCGGUCUCGCCAUGUAUAUAACUUUUAUACAGCAAUAACAUAAUCGACAAGAAAUCCAUAAGAGAGUCUUAUGAUGGGUAGGCUUAUUGGAUCACAGGCCCAGAUAAUUGUGGGACUCUCAGGUCCUUAUCCAUUUCCAUAAACAUACGUAGGGGUAUCCCCUCCCACGCUGUACAAAUUUAUACAAAUUUACUUCCGCUAUGAUGAUAAUAUUCCUACCUCUUGAAUACUGUAUCCCCCGCGUCGUGGAUGCUCGCCUAUUGGACGUAAAGGGGUUUGGAAGCAAAUGGAUUCUUUGUUAAAUUAAAUAUAUUUUAAAAGUUUAUAAAAAAAAAAAAAAAACUCAUUUGUCCCUUUUAGUAUAUGAGCGAAUCUGUCCGCCAUAUACGUACACCCUGGGUCAGACAAUGUUGAUGAUGUCACUACACUAUGCAGGCCAGGGAGUGAAGCCGGAAAGACCAUAGAGACUGUCUGUUUUCAAACACGGUUUAACCAGAGUAUUGGUUUAUAGCUCCGGUCCUAUACUAAAAGGAUGGGGGAGUUUUUCACAUUUUAUUACAUAUAACUUAUUUAACACAGAAUCUAUUUCCUUUCAAAACUUUAUGAAAGGAUCGUUAUUUUUAGCCGUUGUCCUUUGAAGUGACCGAGAACCUAGUGUCUUCACAGUUUUGAACAUGAGCAGAACAAACCAAACUUAAGCAUGCGAUUUCGACGUGAUCAAUUAAAAAAAUUAAAAAUAAUAAUAAAUAUGACCACUUGUAUAAAUAUAUUCAGGUUAAUGAUACACAGGUGAUCAGAUCAUCCUCCAAAGAGGCAGGUCAAUAGAGAUGGAUCCAUUUUGUUUGUGAAUCACCACAGGACGUAUGUGUCUAGGCCAUGCUAUUAACCAUGAAGUCUAAAGUUAAGCUUUAGGUCUAUAAUUUCUUACUAUGCAUUACCGGAAUAAAACGUCAUUUUUUUUGGAUAUUGUUCACAUUGUCUUUGCCCAAAAAUUAUCCCUGCAAUGUUGGUAUCCUAUUAAAUUCCAAUCAAAGUUCACAAACACUAUCAAUCGAACACCAGCUCUGGACAGUGAAUUAAGGCUAUAGUUUCCUAAUGUCAGGCCAUUAUUACGAGAAUGGACACUUCUCACUCCUAGUGUCACAGAAAGGGAGUAGAAGUUAGGGUAGUGGGGGUUUUUUUUGGGGGUUAAUGCCUCCGUUUCAUGUAAAAAAGAUGCUCACUCCUUGUAAGUAGUGAUGUCCCGAACGGUUCACCGCGGACUCAUCAUUGAGUAAACGUUGACCCUGUACCUCACAGUCAGCAGACACAUUCCAGCCAAUAAGCAGCAGACCCUCCCUCCCAGACCCUCCCACCUCCUGGACAGCUCACUAAGAAUGCAGCUUCACAAUGAAUGUAAAAUGGAUGCUGUCCAGGAGGUGGGAGGGUCUGGGAGGAAGGGUCUGCUGCUGAUUGACUGGAAUGUGUCUGCUGACUGUGAGGUACAGGGUCAAAGUUUACUCAAUGAUGAGUCCGUGGCGAACCGUUCGGGACAUCACUACUUGUAAGUAAGGAAUGAGGUUGCUGAAAAACCCAUAUGGGGUUGUGAGUUUAUCUAAAGGGACACUCGAGUCACUGUAACAAUUUUAUCUCCGUGAAUUGGUUAUAGUGCCUGGAGUCUCCUGAUGAUUUUCUUCAUUUAAUGUUAAAUCAUUUUUUAGUGGUUUUAACACGGAGUGAGUGCCCUUGACUGCCCACAUCCCAGCCCCCACUGGAAGAAUGACUUGGUCAGAGAUUACACUCAGGGAGAUUAUGAUGGGCUGAAAGUAGUGAACUGACACUCACGCACUCUAAGCCAGGCACCACACCCCAUUGCUGCUCUGUCUUAUAUUGCCCAUUAGCCCAAACACCACAGAGGGGGAAUGGUCUGAUGGUGGCUCUGGUUUAGAAUUAAAGUGUCUAUUUUGCCAAAUGUAUGUUUAAAUAAAUCCUAUUUUUCUCUUUUUAUUGAUUUCUUUUUUUAUAAUUACACAUAAGAAAACCGUCUAUUAGACUCUCUCAUGGGAAGUUUUGGCAAUAGGAAGGCCUUAAGUAAAGUUCGAUAUCCGUUGACUUACCCACAGUCCAGAAGGCUAAACGCCAACUUCUUCAAUAGAGGUGAACAAAUUGGAGGCGCCCAGUUUUUGGGAUCUGUCACAAGGAAGGAAGGAAAGAUAUUAAAUAUAAAGUCGAGUAGCGAAGAGGGGGGCAUAAUCCAUUAAGAUAGGGUCCUAAGAAAAGGAAAAUGGAAAGCAGAGAAGAAAAAGGAAGAAAACAUGACAAGGCUGCUUUAUAAACAGUUGGGAAUGGUUUAAAACUGAAUAGAAAAGUAGCACCAGGACUCAAGACACUAUGACCACUUUGGUGAUAUGAGGCGGUUACUGUGAAACCCUUUAAGGACCUAAACCAUGUCAUCUUAAUGACGUGUGCUUGGUGCAUACACUUCAAUAUGGUGGUGUAAUACAUUAACAUUUCAGAGACACGGCAAUGUUUUUAAAUUUGGCCAUAAAUAUUCCUGUACUAGAGGUGCUUCUUCAUUGAAGACUUUUAAUUAUUGAGUGUUAUUAGUUUAACAUCACACACAGGAUGAUACCACUGAACGCUUGUAGAUGGUUCUCAUAGAAAAUUUCUGAACUCUAUGCUUCUGUUAGAAGCAUCCUAUUGGUCAAGCACAGCAAUUCUUGGCCAAUACAAAUGGAAUGCACCAGAGAUCAUCUGGAUGGAUGACCUCAGAAAAGAGGAAUGCCUGGUGUCAGAUCACUGGUGAGUUUGACAUUUGUGUUUUAAAAGGGGGUCCAUAAUCUAAAAGUACUAAGGAAUAUAUUAAUACUAAAAAAUUUUAAAAGAAAAUAGGAAUAUUCAGUUAAGAGUUGUUCGCUACUGCAGAACCUCUCACCCUGAAUAUAAUCACCAGAAAAACACUCCAGUGGUGUCUAGGGCUUAACCCCUAUACAAUAAGAUACAAAAAAAGAGAGAGAAAAUAUUGUCAUUAAAAACAGAAAAAAGUAGCCGUUUCGAAUGUUGAUAUAAGCUGGAGAUAUAUAGAGCAAUUAACAGGUAUACACCUAUCUCAAACCAAAAAAAAGGAAAAGGCGUUUCUAUGACUUACAAUUUACUCAGUUGUCCCCUUAAGUAUAGGCUUUAUUCAAACAUUGCCAAAAUUAGUUGUUUUUUUUUUAAGAGUUAAUAUAUACCUCAGUGAGCAGGAUAAAGGGAGAUUCUUAAGUUUCUGUAAUAGAUGUUCCCACCAAUGUGUGAACCCUAGUUUAGGCUAGCUAAUUAAAGUCAAAGUAAUAUAUCUAUGCCUUCAUAACCAUAUUAAUUAAUAUGGGCUCUAAGUAAUUCUUCCUAAGAUAAUGAAUUCCACUGAAGGAAGGUACAUCAUACGGAGAAAACUGUGGUAGUUCCUUAUGAGAUAACGAAUUGUAUAACGCUGAAGGAAGAUAACAGCAUAGAUAUAAGAAAAGGCCUCUCUCCCUGUAUGCUGUAUCUUCUUUCAACGUUAUACAAUUUGUUUUUGGUUUUUUGGUUUGAGAUCGGUACUUUUUCUAUUUUGAAUGAGGAUAUUUUAUAUAUUUUUUUGUAAAAAAUUGAAAGCCGGUGAACUGUAAUCAUUCUAUUAAAUAAAUGUGUGCAAUUCACUAUUUUAUGUCUGAAUUCUUGUUCUUUCCUUCAAAUUUAAAUCGGUUUGUGCCAAUUCUUUUAGAAGGAAACCUAUUAUUCUUAUGGACCUUUCCACAUUUGGAGUUGGCCUACAAAUUUCUUUCGAUCUGUUAAGUAAAUUCUAGAAGUGCAGUUUUACUUAGAAUUUUAUUUCCAAAAUGUACAUAGAAUCGACUUUAAAUUCUGUUGUGUGGUUUUUUGGUUUUUUUUGAGAAUUCUUUAUUUUUGAGUGCAUAGCGAAAAAACGGUUACAAAUGCAUUUGGCAUGCCCCAACAGCAUGUGCUCACUAUUUAACAGUUAACAUCGGUAAACUGAGGCAUGGCAUGGGAAAACAAUGAACAUUUUUAUAUAUUAUGACAUGAAGGCUAGUUGUGACUAUAAAUGGUUAUGAGUUGAGAAAAGUAAAUGUAAAUGUAAAGAACGACUUAAUAUGUAAGUGGUUAGCAUGAUACACAGAUUAUACCUGUUUGAUUUGAUUUAAUGUAUAGUGAGAUGCCUGUCAGGUACAGCUGUCUAAGUAUUAAACUAUAGGCUGUCAUAUGCAAGAAAAUCUUAGUAGGUUAACCCCUUAAGGACCAGACUUCUGUAAUAAAAGGGAUUUAUGACAUGUCACACGUCAUGUGUCCCCAAGGGGCAACACAAGGUAAAAUAGUGUUUCUACAAUGUCUACAUGUUCGUUGCAUCGCUUAAUGUAAGAUUGCUAUGUCUGAACAAAUAUGGAGAACAAAGAAUAAAAAGGUUCUGGUAAUAGCCAGCGGUUGUACGUUAACUAUAAACUAUAGCACGCUUGUAAUUGCUAUAUUGUAGCCUAAGAGUGAGGUUGUGCUCGCUGUACCUGUGUCACUCUGUGGGACGUCUAUCGGUCACUGUGAGGCAGAUGGUCUAUAUGAGUCUUGGUGUCGACUGACUUUUAAAGAGCUGUUAUGUGGCCAGCCUUGCUGUGUCGUGGGUCCCUGCAGUGUGGUGUCUACCCUCACCUUCCCGUGUGUGUCGUGUGUCUCCCUCCCGUCCUUCCCCCGUUCCCUGUAUCGCUCACCCUACCCUUUUUUGUUUGUUUUUAAUUUAGCAAGCUAUUUAUAUUUUCUAUUACAGAAUAGCAAGCAGAGGUAUGUCGAUCUCUCGGCCUGACGCUGUAACUGGAAAAUGCAGAAUGAUCCGUCAUAACAGAGAUGACAAAAAUGAUCCGAAUCCUAAAAGGUAAGCACAUUGUUUGCACUCGCACCAACAUUAAACCACGCAGCAUCAGAGUGGUUUUUGUUCUCUAGUGAUAACAAAACAAAUUACCAUCAUUUAAGUAAUGCGCCAUGCAAAAAAAGUAGAUAAAUUUUUGAUCUACAACCAAAUAAAAUGUAGCCGGUUUUAACACAGAAACUGUAGUACAGACAGGGAGGAAAGCACACAACCUUCUCAGAUGAGAUGUUAAAAAAACAGAACUAUUCUUAUAAAAAUGUUUGCAAGCAUUCCUUACUAUAUUCAAAAUAUAAAAUGAGCACACAAUGAGUUAUUCAACAGCAAAAGAACAAGGAGAGCAAUCAGUGAAAUUUAAACAAAAUCGAAACUGCAGCUAUUCUAUAUACAAAUUCUAUCUGAAAUACACAUAAUACACUUUAAUCUGAAAUGUAAGGUACAAAGACACAUAUUUAUAUAGUUAAAUGUACAAUUUACUGUUAUUCUGUAGUCAAUGAAGUAAGGCAUUGUGACCAUAUAUUGAUAUAUAUGUAUAUUUGAGAAGACCCUGGUGUUAUUGAGGUACACUUUCAUUUGUAAAUAUACAUAUAUCAUAAUUUGCGAGAACUCCAUUAGAAAGAGCAGAUGGCAAGUAAUGAGCAUUCUAUUUAUCGCAUGUUAAGAUUGAUUCCUUAAAGUUCAUUCCUCUCUCCCUACUAGAGUUUUUAUCAAAAUCUUAAACAAUGCUUAAUAUUAGGCCAAAAAUAUAAUAUUAGGCUUCCAAGCUUGACACUCAAGUUGCUACUCUACCUACUCUUGUCAAACACCAUUUUACCUCUGUGAUAAAUGAUUCAUCAGACUCGUAUAGUGAUUUAUCGCUGAAAACUGUGUGGACCCCGUUAAGAUAGUCACAUGGACCUUCAGUAUGGUGUAGUCUAAAGCUGAUGCGUUUAAUCGCUGCUCUUGAAAGGCUUAAACUUCCUCACUUUAAAGGGACACUGUAGUCACCAGAACCACUACAGCUUUUAAUGUAGUUGUUCUGGCUUCUAUAGCCUGUCCCUGCAGGCGUUUUUUAAUGUAACUUUAGAUUUUCAGAGUAAAGGCUGUGUUUACAUUUACUGUCUAGUAACGCCUCUAGUGGUAGUCACUCAGAUGGCCACUAGAGGUGCUUCCCAUCUCCGGGAGCUGUAGUAUUUAUUGAAUGUUUGGUGGAUGUCUCUUUCAGUCACAACUCCAUGUGAGAUAACCAAUUAAAAUGCAACGUUCACUGACCGACGGAUAUUCCCCCUAAUAACGAAUCAGAGAAUUGCAACCAUUACUAGAUUGACAUCACACAAUCUAAAGCCAUUACUUGAAAUGGCUUUUUACUGCUUGCAUAUCAUUCACGCAUAAAUGGCCAUUGAUAGUCUUCAUGGCCUUGUAACAAAACACAAGUUUCGAACACAGGAAACCAUAUUCUGCAUGUGAGACUUCACCUACCGCUUACCUUUAUUUAAUUUUCUUUAUAUAUAUAUGUCAUUGUGAUUUGAAAGCGAUGGCUUUGUUUUGAUUUAUGUCCUGUGUUUUUUCUUAAAUUUGCAGAUUUGACCUCAUAGCUCAUACAAGGCAGACCAUGAACUCUGAUGGAAUAAACUCGCUAUCUUACAAUGUGAUCCAAAAAGAAAAAUAUCCGUUGUACACAAAAAUCACAGUGGAUAUUGGUUCUCCAAGAUGAUCUCCUCUGGAGAAAAAACCCCCAGAAAUUCCUUAUUGCUUUUGAAAGACAUUUUUGCUCAACACAUGGUUAUUGGACAUGUUAAGAGGCCUUCAACUGAUGAUUUGUAUUUUAACAAAAAAAUAAUCUCCGGACUGUAAUUUAUGACUUGUACAGAAUGAUGUAUCCUCAUGAUAUGCAAUAUGCAAUUCUCUAAGUGCUCUAGAAAGCUGGCCGUGCCUUGUAAGCAAAAUGCUAUGUCGGUUUUUUGAUUUUGCAAAAAAAAACUAGUGGCUUUUAAGCUGAAUGUAUUUCCCUGCACACAAUGCUGCUACACGGAUGUUUACACAAUGUUACUGUUUCCGUAAUUCGCACGAGUAACAGUGCAUAUUUCGUUAAGAGAGUGGUGAGUGGGAGUCGGUUUUAUGGAAUUUGUUAUCAAGCCCAUUUCUGUUUGGAGAAAAUGGGAUUGGAUUCUCUCUAACUAGCAGUCAAACUGUUAAAUCAAUGCAGGAACAGAUGCUUUAUUUUAGAGUUUUGCAAUGGCUUCUUUAUUUUUUUUUCCGAAAGUAAAUAUACAUGAUAUUUUUGAAAUAUGAAGAAUCCAGGUUUUGUAUACGAUUCAGGCAAGCCCUAUGCUUUGAUAGCACGGGGUCUAUAAUAUUUAUUUAUGUAAUUAAGAACAUUUUAUGAUGCAUCCUUCUUGCAAAUUCUCUACUACUAUACCUUUUGCCUACUUUGCGUAUGGUAAUAUGUCAAUAUGUUCAAUGAUUCCAAAUGUUUUACAAACCUUUUUAUCAAAGUAAAUCUGCAAUGAACUGGAACAAUUUUAUGCCAGCCAGGGCACUUCAUUUAAAGAGGCUCUGUCACAAAAAAAAAUCCUUAUCUAAUCUGCUUUUGCACAGCUCCCUGUGUCUGAAUCUUUCUUUAUCUUUUCCGGCGUGCUGAAGUUUUCAUAAAAUACAGAAGAAAAGGCUGGGAUUACUUUUCCUUCUGUAUAUCGGUCAAGUUGGUAAAACUUGCCAAUGGGUGGAACUUAAAGCAAGGUUCUGUUUCAUUUCAAAUUCACCCACAAUCCAUACCAUAGAAGGGCAAUCAGCUGACCUCAUGGACAGAGGAGAACAAAAUUGAGGCACCCAGAUAUUGAAAAGGCACAAGGAAGAAAAGAUAAUUAAUAUAAACAAUGACGAGCGGCAAGGAUGAGAAUAUUAUAAUUAAGAUACAGGGAACUUAAGGAAAGGAAAAUUGAAAGAGGGGGGGAAACAAAAUGUGAAUGGGCCACUUUAAAUGGUCAGCGUAACCUGGUGCUAAGUGAGAUAAGAAAGUUCCUUGAGUUUUUAUGUUUUGCGUGUUGAUCAUUCAAUUCAGAGAUGCUUGUAAGACCAUCAAACUUUUGAUGGCUAUGUGCCUUUAAAGUGUUUUGCGUUGUCCUUUAGAGGGUUUAAAAGUGUCCUGAAAAGUUUUAAUGUUAUACCUCAAUAAAGCACAGUGACUUAUUUUUUGGGGGGUAAUGGGAGGAGAGUAGUAGGUUAUAGAAUGCUGUAAUCAAGACAUGUACUUUGUUACCGUGAAAAUUCAAGCUGGCCAAAUAACUGUUUACAUGUUAAAAGCAAUCUUUUUGCAUUUGUUUUUUUGUUUUAUUUCCUGAAUUCAGAGUUUUUUCUGCAGAAUCUACCAUUUUGUGCUGGUCUGCACUGCCUUUGUCCAUGUCCUUAACUUUGAAUAUAUCUGCCCGAAUAGGCAAGUGAAUUACAAAGUACGUGGCUUUCUUAUAUUGCUACUCCCUCUGCCAUAUAAAUGCAAAUAAUUUUUCUACUUUCUUGUAUAGGUCUGAUUUAAAAUUAUUUUUGACAUAGAGGAUAAAGUGUACUUAUGGAAAAAAGUUGUCCUGAUGGUUGCUCUUUUUUAUAUCACUUGUUACCUGUACCUUGUCCUAGUCAACGUGCAAAAUUGUAGAUUUAAUUUUACUCUAACUUUUUUUUCUUAUUCUACCAUAUCUCUAUCUACCAGUCUAGGGGGUGUAAAGAGUACAACUUUGCUGUCUGUCAGGUAACUGCGUGCGCAGCUACAUCCUCUGAAUGAUAUGGUAGCAUUCCAAAUUUCUUAAAGUGAUUGUCAUUGCAGGAUGCAACUUAAGGGACAGGCAAUUGUCUCUAUGCUGUUACGAACUUAGAGGCUGAAUAUUAUUUUUUUGUUUUUUCUUUGCUUGGGAUUUUUUUUUUUUUUUUGAACCAUAACUUAUCAAGGUUAUUUACACAAUUCGCCAGUAUUUUAUAAAGUGGGUUUUGGUAUUUGUGUGACACUUUUUAAUUUUUUUUUUUUAAUGUAUGUAUAGAAGUGCCUUAUACAGCUUAUUAUACUUGCAUGUGGCAUUCUUAUUUUCCCUCAGCAAUUUUUUUUGUUUUUGUUUCAUUUGCUAAUUUUCACAUAUUCCACACAAUAUACUUUUUGAUGUUGCCAGAAAUGGUGUUGCUUUGUCAUUUGAAAGAGUUAAAGGGACACUAUGGGCAGCGAUGCAACAUUAAUGACUUUGAUCGAUUUUGACCUCAUUAACAUGCUGUUUAUUUUUUGCACACAAAUCUUUAUAGUUUUUGUAGAAAAGAAAAAAUGUUUUGCAGAAUUGUGCACUAUAAGCCUGCGUCUGUAUUUUUCUAGAGUAAAUGGGUGUGGCCAAAAGGUAAGCUUUGCGUGCAGCGUUCUACAAACAUUAAUUUUAUGCAAAUACUAGAACGAUUUGAGCAUGGACUAAGAAAAAAACAUGGUUAAUGAGGCCAAACCUCUCAAAUGGAUUAAAGUAGUAUGGUGCCUUGAGUGUCACUUUUAACUUUUUUUUUUUGCACCUCUCUAUAUGUGGUUUCUACAGUGUUUUACUGGUGCACAAGAGAGCACCAAAGAAAAGGUAAUUUCUGUGUUUAAUGUUAAAGGGAAAAGCUUGUCUGUUUUAUUUCAUACAAUUAGCUUGGACUUACUAAAUGGUUAUGUGAGCCAUGAAUAGUUGGGGUGUGUUUUAUUUAAUUGUAAUCCUUUUCUUAAUGAAACAAGAAUCCUGAUUGCAGCCUAUAAAUAUAUCAUGAUUUGUCUAUAUUCAUGUUUUGUGUAUCUUUGAUUACAACUUGCACACAUUUGUUUCUUCUCAAUCAUUAUCUUUUUUUUUUUUUUUUUUAAAGCAUAUCUGUAAACCAAAUAUUACAAAGCAUAUUUUUAUAUAGAUGUGUAUAAUAAAUUUAAAUUCACAUUCUUUUUGUUGUAUUGUUUGUUAAUA
Messenger RNA from Pelobates cultripes (western spadefoot toad), 68708 nucleotides. The record is from the annotation of a GenBank genome assembly. NCBI's taxonomy places the organism in Eukaryota, Metazoa, Chordata, Amphibia, Anura, Pelobatidae.